GAUUCCAUGACAGCACACGCUAUCCGAGCGGCUCGGUAGGCGGCUCCUUGGAUCGUCACAGGUCCCGUGAUCGCCGCAGCACCAGGAAGUCUUCUCGCAGUCUGGGAAGCUCACACGGCCGGGCGGCUCCACUGCACCUCGAGGCCCCUGAAGUUCGUAUCGUGUCCGAAGCCGCUCCACUGCAGCCAUGGCUACCUUUAUCUCGGUGCCGCUGAAGAAGACGUCCGAGGUGGACCUGGCCAAGCCGCUCACCAAGUUCAUCCAGAGCGUGUACCCGGCCGGGGACGAUAGGACGGAUUACUGCCGGGCGGCCGACGAGCUGAACAAGCUACGCAAGAGCGCCGUGGGGAGACCCCUGGACAAGCACGAGGGCUCGCUGGAGACCGUCAUGAGGUACGCGAUGCCCCCCCUCCCUCAGCGCCCGCAGAGCUUCCCAGCCAGAAUGCGGCCUAUAGCCACGGGCUGCUCCGUGCUUCCUGGUCUAAUAUGCCUCCUGUCAUUGUGCAAUCUCUGUCCGAGCUGUUACAUGUCGUGAUAUCCAUUAGUUUCAGUGUUUGACACAGGAUGACGUCGUUAAUGUCAUGACGUCACGUGAGCAGUGAUGAUGUGUGACUCAUAUGUCAACAUAGUGACAUACUAUUGUGUAUUGUGGGAAAUUAAUGCCUUGUAAUAAUUUAGGAUUCAACAUAAAUCACAAGGUCAAGAUAUAUUUUGAGUUUUUAUUUUUUUUAAUUUUAUUUAUUAUAUAAAUAUUUAAUUUACUUUUGUGUUCCUUAGAAUAAAUGGCAGCAGCUACAAUUACAUGUUGCUUAUCUGUACUCCUUCUCCCUGACUGACAUGCCAGUAGAGUAGACCUGAGAGAAAGAGACCCAGUGGGCAGUAUUUAUCAGAGAAUUCAAAUCUUUUAGCGGAUACACAAAGUACCAAAGCAACUUUAGUUUUUAUAAAGCAGUUUUGAUGUAUAGUUUAUACCACUGCUAAACUUCAUGCAGUUAGUAGUUUAAAAAUCACUUUGUUUAUGCAGCCCUGUCUGUGACUCACCAAUUAUGAAAAAAGUUAAUUUUUACAGCACAAUGUUUUUACUGUAGAAGUUUUCGUCUUGCAAUUGACCUUUAAUCCUUUAUCAACAUUAGGGCUUGCUUUGGCGAAUUACAACAGAAGGGCUUUUAAGGGACACUCCAGGCACCCAGACCACUUCUGGCCAUUGGAGUGGUCUGGGUGCCAACUCUCACUACCCCUAAAGGGAAACUCCAGUGCCAGGAAAACAAUCUGUUUUUCCUGGCACUGCAGGUCCCCUCUCCCUCCCACCUCCCAUCCCCGGUUGCUGAAAGGGUGAAAACCCCUUCAGGUCACUUACCUGAGACCUCGGCGGUGGUUUCUUCUCGCCGCCGCUCCUCCCAGUCUUUACAUCGGCCGGCGGGCGAGACUGAUCCCGCCCACCGGCCGGGGAGACCUAAUGCGCCUGCGCAGCAAUGCUGCGCAUGCGCAUUAGAGCUCCCAUAGGAAAGCAUUGAAAAUGCUUUUCAGUGCUUUCCUAUGGGGAAUUGAGCGACGCUGGAGGUCCUCACACAGCGUGAGGACGUCCAGCGACGCUCUAGCACAGGUUUUCUGUUCUAUAGAGCAGGAAGUGCCCUCUAGUGGCUGUCUAGUAGACAGCCACUAGAGGUGGAGUUAAACCUGCAAGGUAAUUAUUGCAGUUUAUAAAAAAAACUGCAAUAAUUACACUUGCAGGGUUAAGGGUAGUGGGAGUUGGCACCCAGAUCACUCCAAUGGGCAGAAGUGGUCUGGGUGCCUGGAGUGUCCCUUUAACCCUUCAAGUGUAAUUAUUGCAGUUUUCAUAAACUGCAAUAUUUACUUUGCAGGGUUAACUCCUCCAUUAAUGGCUGUAUACUAAAAAAAUACUCUAUGUACCCUGUUUUGAAUAACCUGGGUUGUCUAUGAUAUGCCAUGAUGGAGGUUAUUUUCAUUCCUGGGCUGCCAUAUGUUCUCAAAGACAACAUAGACCCAGCAAACCAAUCUGGAAGAUAUCAAUGUGUAAAAUCUGAGAUUGGCAAGCUCUUUAUUUGACCCUUUAAAGGAACACUCCAGGCACCCAGACCACUUCAGCUAAUUGAAGUGGUCUGUGUGCUGUGCCCCUAUUAAACUUAGUGCUGCAAUGUAAAACAUUGCAGUUCCAGACAACUGCAGUGUUUAUAUUGCAGCUCUAAGUCUGCCCUUUGUGGAUGUCUGCCAGACAGCCACUGGAGGGCUCCCGGAAUCCAAACCGACUUUUGGUCGGUUGUCUGAUGCUGGACGUCCUCACGGACCUCCAUCGUCAGAUUUUCCCCAUAGGAAAGGAUUGAAUAAUGCUGACGUCGGCGGGGGAGGAGCGUGUGUGCGAAGCCUGACCCAGCGCCGAGGGACAUCGGCGAUGGAUUCAGGAAAGUAGCUGAGGAGUUUUAAACCCUUCAGUGACAUGGGGUGGGGGGCACUUCAGGAUCCUGCAGUGCCAGGAAAACUGCUUUGUUUUCCUAGCAAUGGAGAGUUCCUUUAAAGGGACACUAUAGUCACCAGAACAACUACAGCUUAUUGAAUUUGUUCUGGUGAGUAGAAUCGUUACCUUCAGGCUUUUUGCUGUAAACACUGUGUCUAAAAUGCAUCCAAACAUUCAGUAUCUCUUCCUUCUGCAUGCAGACACUGAACUUUCCUCAUAGAGAUUCAUUGAUUCAAUUCAUCUCUAUGAGGAGAUGCAGAUUGGCCAGGGCUGUUUGAAUCAUGCUGGCUCUGCCCCUGAUCUGCCUCCUUGUCAGUCUCAGCCAAUCCUAUGGGGAAGCACUGUCAGUGAGACAGCUACUAGAGGCUGGCUUAACCCUCGGUGUAAACAUAGCAGUUUCUCUGAAAUCAUGUUUUCAGCUGCAAUGGUUAAAACUAGAGGGACCUGGCACCCAGACCACUUCAUUGAGCUGAACUGGUCUGGGUGUCUAUAGUGGUCCUUUAACAGUGGGCUCCCAUUGUGGCUUUUUUUUCAGACGGCUUUUUUUGAGGCAAACAGCAUGCAGCGUUACAGCUACAGUAAGAUUUUGCUAUAUUUAUGGAGGCAUGAGGGGCCCAGGGGGGUAGAUGGUGGUUUUAACAUUAUAGGGUCAGAAAUAUAUGUUUGUGUUCCUGACCCUAUAGUGAUCCUUUAACUCUCCAAAACACCAUGAAACCUGAACAUGGGGAAAGAUCAUGGGACAUCACAGCAUACAAAUAUGUGUAUUUUGUUGCAGUAAAAGCUGACCAUAUUAUGACAUUCACAGUUAAAAUGCCAUGCAUAACUAAAACAAUUUAUUAAUUUCUCAUUUCUUUUAGAUUUUAUUAAUAUUAUUUAUUAAUAUUAGUUUGUUUCAUCUAUAAAUAUUUGAUGGGAAAUGAAAGCCCCAAUUUCUCCUGAACAAAAUUAUACCUGUAUGGGUGCAUUUAAAAGGACACUAUCACCAGACUGAAUAUAAUAAUUUCCUUCAGGCCUUUUGCAGAAAACCUUGUCUUUUCAGAGAAAAUGCAAUGUUUACAUUACAGCCUAGGCCCUGGGAUACCUCUCAUUAGUCACUCCUCAGGCUACUAAAGGAGCUUCCUUGAGGAGUGCUGCACAAUCCAUUCAAUGUUUCCACCCUGCAUGGAGACAAUGAGCGUUGCAAUGAGAUGCAUUGAUUCAUGGUAGUUUUGACACUAUAAGGUCAGGAAUACAUGUUUGUGUUCCUUUCCCUAUAGUGUUCCUUUAAUUUGAAAGAGGUAAAUUAUGGUUGUACAGACCUAUAGGUCAAAUUCCAGUUUUUGCUUUGGUUCAGAACUUGCCUCUGUCCUUGAUGGGUUGAUCUCACACAAGAGGUCCUGUUAGGUUCAGUCAAGCAAUUAACAGCAGGAGAUAAUUCAGAAAUACACUGUGCAUUAAAGAAAGCUAAAACAUUUUGGCUUUUUUUUUUUUUUUUUUAAAGGAAGUAUGUAGGGAGGUUGUGUGGGAAAUGUAACUAGGGCUGCAUAAGCAAAAUGCCUAAAUUGUUAAGAAUUAAGCGGUGAGACUGAACACUAAACACUAAAACCCCUUUUUUAGGAUGAAGUUGUUUUGGAGCUGCCUUUGGUGCAUUCAAUGCACCAUAAGCACUGGUGUCCACCGUAAUAAUUAUGGUGCCAUGAGUGCCCUGGUCCCAAUAUAAUUUGCCAACAGUUUUACAACAGUUUGACAACUUACCAAGGUCUUCUGGGUACCUGCCCACCAUCUAAUCUUGAAUGCAUUGCUCUGCUUGGCUCAGUAGACCUAAACAGAUUCUCCUGUUGAAGCAGGUGAUGAAGCUGUAGGUACCUGGCAAGACCCAGGCAAGUUGUCAUACUGUAUAAGAAAUUACACUGGGGUGCCCACAUAUCAUUUCUGUCACCAUUAUCACUACAGCAGGUUGUAAUGCUUAUGGUGCUUAAAGCAUUCAUUUGAAAGUAGUCCUAAUUAUGUGUUGCCUGUCUUCUUUGUAUAGUCCAACAUUUGAGAGGGGGAGCGCCUCCCUCUUCUGCUGUACGUAGGAGCGCCGGCUGUCACGUGACUACCCGGUGCUCCCCCUCGGCUGUUACGUGACUACCCCAAGGGUCUGGAUGGAGUGUCACGUUUAUGCUGCAGGUAGGCUUAAAGGACCACUAUAGUGCCAGGAAAACAAACUUGUUUUCCUGGCACUAUGUAGUCCUUAAAUCCCCCCCCUCCCGCUGGGCUGAAGGGGUUAAAACCCCUUCAUCCACUUGCCUUUCUCCUGCCGACGUAAGCGCCGAAUGCGCGCACAUUCAAACCACUCUUAGGAAAGCAUUACUCUUAUGGACGUCAGCGUCUUCUCACUGUGAUUUUCACAGUGAGAAUCACGGAAGCGACCUCUAGUGGCUGUCAGUGAGACAGCUACUAGAGGCUGGCUUAACCCUCGGUGUAAACAUAGCAGUUUCUCUGAAAUCAUGUUUUCAGCUGCAAUGGUUAAAACUAGAGGGACCUGGCACCCAGACCACUUCAUUGAGCUGAACUGGUCUGGGUGUCUAUAGUGGUCCUUUAACAGUGGGCUCCCAUUGUGGCUUAAGGACCGCCAGGUGUGAAGUUAUGUAACCUCAUCCCCACCACCCUAGAAACACAAUAAGACCAUACUUGGCUGAGAUAAUGGUAUAAUGUGACAGUUUUUGUUUUAUCAAGGUGGAUUGGGUGAUAGUCAUUGUAUUGGUAAAGAUGUCUGUCGGGUCCUCUUUUGCACCUCUUAGACUAAGCGUUUUUAAUAUUAAACAGAAUUUUAUUUUUUGCUGAGCCAUAUGCCAUGAAGCUACUGACGCUGCAACAUAGUUUGACAGUAGUCAGUAUGAUGUCACAGAUGGUUGCACUUCAAAAAUAGAUUUGGUAUGAGUCAUUUCCAAAAUUAAAUCUAAAAUCUAUUUUAAGAAUUUUUUUAUCUUGUGCUGGAACUGUGAGCAAAUUUGUGAAUUUUUUUUUUUUUUUUCUCUUCUCCAUUUUUAUUUUUUCCAGACGGUGGGCUUCCUUCUGAGUGGGUUGGGGAGGGGGAGGGGAGAUGACCUUCUCAUUUGUAGCCUCUGCCUCCAUGGAAGAAGCAGUUACGUCUGUGCCCAGUGUGCAGUGCACAUAGAUGCCAGAUGUAAUUUAUGCACAAAAUCUUUGGUUACUUAAUUCACGUGUGCUGGGAUUACAACUUGCCAAAUUGAAAUCUCACUGGCUGUGCAGUGUUUGAACAUAAAACUCUGCACACCCUGACUUUGACCACUAUGAUCAUUACAAAAAGCAUAAGUUUAACUCUUUAAAAAUGAAAGAUACCACCAGAGCUUUCUGCAUACUGGUUAGACUGGUUCGUAGGUUUGCCUGCAGCUAUGAAGAGACGUGUUUCCUGUGGCUUGCAGGCAUUGUGUGACAGGUUGAAGGAUCACCCUCCUUGUGAGUGUGUCCCUGCUAAGAUCCUCAAAGAAUGACAGGCUAGAAUUUUCAAAGUCCAAUAGCUGCUUAGCUGGGGCCGUGACAAUCACCACCCUUUUGUCAGCCAUGGAACGGUACACCACAAUAAUGUCCUGCAAGGGAGCAGCCGUGGGUCCCUUUGGAUGUUCUACUCGGAAGCUCCAUCCAGGAGUAUAAAUUUCACCUGCUAGGGUGGUAAGAGGGAGGAAAGGAAGUUGCGAACAUACUUGGGCAACUCUUCAACCGAGCUCUACACACCCAUGAUCUUCAUGUUGCGUCAUCCCAAUUCUUACAUUUUUUUUAUUAGUGAGGAAGUAGAGGAGAUCGGAAGGCCAUUAUCACUGGUGGGGUGCAUGCAGUUUCUGUAAGGUGCAGGGAACGCUGACUUUGCUACUGCAGAGUGCAACACUCCGCAACAUACAAUGACUUCAGUUUAAACAUCCAUACAGAUGUUGGAUAAAUACUUGCAAAAACAUAACAUACUGGGAUUUCUAAUUAGUGGGGUAAUAGCUGCUUGAUCCAAGGAGACAUCUGACUGCUAUUUUGGGGUAAAGAAGGAAUUUUUUCCUAGUUUGUUGCAAGAUUGGAAAGUUAUAGACUAGGUUUUUUGCCUUCUUUUGGAUCAACAGCAAAAACAUAUGUGAGGAAGGCUGAACUUGAUGGACGCAAGUCUCUUUUCAGCUAUGUAACUUUUCGAUUGAAAUAGGUAAUACAAUUAUCUGCAAAGACACAACUAGUGUAGUUUCUGAGAACCAUUUCUCUGGUGCUGAAAUAGUUAAUGUUAUGCCUUUUUUCGCAGAGUCAUUUCAUGAGCUCUGUAAUUUUUUUUUAAAUGUUUAUUUUUUAUUAUUAUUUUUUUUUUUAAUUAUUAUUAUUUUCGGAAAUGUUUUAUGUUCUUGAGGCGUGUAAAGGCUGCAGACACCAGAUCAGUAUGUUUUGUUUAUUUUUCAUAAGCUCCUGGCUGUAGUGGUUAUGUUGAUUUGGAUAACCUCUGAGACCCAAUAUUUCUAGUUUACUCUCAUAUGGCAUCUAUGAAGAGAACCUUUUUUUUUAAUCUAAAAAACAAAAUGUAAAGAACAUCUAGAAAUAAAUAGGUUUGUUUAAAGGAACGCCGUGGACCCCUAAAGCACUUUUGUUUGCUGAAAUGCUUGGUGUGUAAAAGCAGGUUUCAAUAGAAAUUGGCACUUUUCUAAAUUAACCUUGUUACACCCCUUUGACUCUCAAGCAGGCAACCUGCACUGUUACUUCCUGUUUUUUUUGUUUGUUUUUGUUUUUUAUAGCUAUGGGGAGAUAAUCUCAAGAGGUAGUAGAGCACCUUACAAAGACUUCUCAUUGAGCUGCAUUGGAAGUCUUUAAUCGAACAGCCACAGAAACUCGUUUUCCUGGAACUAUAGCUUCCCCCAGUGUAAAGGUUCCCCCGUGGUGCAGUAAGGGCCAUAAACUCCUUCUGACACUUACCUAGUUCCUGCGCCGAUGUCCAAUGGCGCUGGCUCGGGUCCGACUAUACUCCUCUCCUGUUGAUGUCAGCCAGCAGGGGAGACCUAAAGUGCAUGUGCAGCAAUGGCUGUGUUUGCAUUAGGAAAGCAUUGAAUUUCUAUGGGGAUUCUGGUGACGCUGAAAGUCCUCAUGCAUAGCAUGACCAAAAGUUGCCUAAAUACCCAGAAGUCCUUCUAGUGGUUGUCUGGUAGACUGCCACUAGAGGAAGAAUUAACGCUAGCAGGUAAUUAUUGAAGUUUAUUAAAAACUUCAAUAAUUAUAUGCUCAGGAUUAAAAGGGUGAUGGAACACUGCACCUAGACCACUUCAAGGAGCUACAGUGUCCCUUUAAAAAUGCACAAUUAAAUGCAUGCAUACAUUCAUUUUGGGUAUAUCUACUAAACAGUGAUUUUGAUUUAUAGGAACACUAAAGUGUUGGGCGUGCAAAACUGUAUUCCUAACACUAUAGUGUCCCUCUAACUGUGCCUCCUCACUCCCCCCAGCAAAUAAAUUGUUUUUCUCCUUUUUUCCACUUACCUGAUUCCAGCGUCGAGAUCCCUCUGUGCUGGAUCGCUCUCCAACGCCCCUGCAAUUAAAAAUCUUCUCUUCAAGACGCUGGAUGUCCUCAGUGUUGUUUCCCGGAACUAAACUCCGUGAGAUAGCAGGAAGCACUUUUUGUUUUACAUUGCAGGGUUAAGAGUCACAGGGUCACUGAUAUGAAGUGUGUCUGUAAUGUCCCUUUAUUUAUUUUGAGCAGUGGCAUGUCCCUUGACAUUGGCAAAAAAUGUAUUUGUUGACCAUGCACCAAAAUUUUUAAAGCUGCACUGUCAUGCCAAACUUGCCUUUCUUUAGUCGAUUCCUCUUCUCUCCCUCUGUCAGGAUCUGUUAUUCAUUUUAUUUACAUUUAUUCAUGUCUGCUCUAGUUUUCUUUAAAACAUAAGACAGUCUGUUUUGUCUUAUGAAGGUUUCCUACGCCUGACAAGCGGAGGAGCAAGGUGUACUUCAUUUCCGGUGAUCACAGCAAUUUCCCCACAAUUCUCACCUUUAAUCCGUGAUCUCGCGAUGCUUCCUGUCAGUAUUCCCAAACGUCCUGACACUUAGAACGCCAGCAAAACGACUGUUUUUCGUCAUAACAGAAUGAGAACAGUUUGUCCAUUUGUUAGGAUGCAAUUCUGGACUUUGUUGGCAUCGAAAUUUCAUUCUAAUAAUGAAACUCCGCUCCUAUUCGUUCCUCGGCGGCAGCCUUGCAGCCGUUUAGUAGAUUACUCCAUAGUUCCCACUGUAUCAGUGUCUUUCAGCCAAAUUUACUAAUUAGUAAAGAUUACUUAAUAUUAGUAAACCCUACUCGCCCUAAAUAACAAAGGGGGGGACCUAUUGUGCCCCCUCCCACCCCUAAACGGUUGGUGGGGACCCUAAAUGAAAAAUGUGAUGGGGGGGGGGGACCUUUUGUCCGGCCCCCACCCCAGAGUGGCGGGUGGGGGCCUUAAAUAAAAAUUGGGGGAAACCUAUUGUCCCCCCCCAGCUCCCACCCAUGAGUGGUGGUGAGGGCCCUAAAUGAAAGUGUUAACCCCCUCCACCCCCCCUCCCCCAAUUUGACUCCUAACAACACUCUAAUUGGUUGCUAUCAAACAACCAAUCAGAGAGUUAUGAGUUAAAUUACACAGCAUCGGAAAAUUCCAAAGAACUUUCACACACUGUGUAAAAUGACACAGCGCACUCUGGUUGGACUUCAAGCCAACCAAUCAGAGUGCUGUGACAGGUAAAUUUAGAAACUUAAACCGACCAAUCAGAGAGCUCUGAGCCUAAUUGCAGAGUGUGGGAGGGCUUUCCCCACCCUGCGGAGCUUAUUCUGCGCCGUGCCCUUUAUGGGUGAAGUUGGAUUAUUUUUUAGUGUCAGGCUUUUUUUUUUGCCCUCUGGUCUUUUAUUUUAUAUUCAAAGUGUCAUGGGUAUUAUGGACGUUUAUUUAGCAUUUUUUGGGUUGCAAAAAGAUUUUACAAAAAAAACAAGACAUCAAAUGCUAAGUGGUUUUUUAUUUAUUUUUAUUUAGUUUUUACAGGUAUUUAGUUCUCUUGAUUGCCCCUCACUAUUUUUAGGGUGAGGGGGGUAAAUAGGGGUUUAUUAAUUAUAUUUUUGUUGGGUGGUGGGUGACUAGGGGCUUGGGGACCCCAUGUCAUCAGGGGGGAGGGGUGUUAACAUUAUAAUUUAGUGCCCCCACCUGCUGCUCAGGUGCCCCCAUUACAUUUUCAUUUAGGUCCCCCCCUUGUUAUUUAAUGCCCCCACCCGUAGCUCAGGGAUGGGGGCAGGGGGAAGGACAAUAGUUGUCCCCCGUCGUCCCCCACAUUUUCAUUUAGGGCCCCCCACCCACCGCUCAUGAGUGGAGGCCGGGGGGGGGGAGAACGAUAGGUCCCUCCUCCUUAUUGUUAUUUAGGGCCCCCACCUACGGCUUAGGGGUGUGGGGAGGCAAUGGUCCCCCGUUCAGUUUAAUAGCCCCCACUCGUGCGGUACAGGUGGGGUCUCUGGAGGGGGGACACUAGGGGUUAGUUUUUAUUUUUAAUUUAAUUUUUAUUUAUUUUUUAACAGUGAGCAGCCAUGGGCUGCUCACUGUUUACUAGACAUGCCCCUACUCGCGGUCUAGUGAGUAGGGGCAGAUAGUAUUAGUACAUUUGGCUGAAAGACCAAUUUAGGUAUUUCAGCCUUUUGGUAGAUAGCUCCCUGGUACCGUGGGAAUUAGGGAGUUACCUACUAAGCGGCUGCAAGAUGCAGCUGUGGCACGAAUAGCAUCGGAGUUUGUCAUUAGAAUGAAAUUCCGAUUCGAACAAAGUCUCGAAUUACGUCCUAAUUGUUCGCAUUCUGUUAGGACGGAAUUCGGUAGUUUCACUGGCGUUCUGUCUAAGUGACAGGACUUUUUGGAAUACUGACAGGAAGUAUCACGAGAUCACGGAUCAAAGGUGAAAAUUGCUUUGAUCACCGGAAACGAAGCACACUUUGCUCCUCCACUAGUCAAAGUCGGUUAAGUGUAGGAAUCCUCCAUAAGACAAAGUAGUUCCUACUUUGUCUUAUGUUUUAAAGAAAACUAGAGUAGACAGGAAGAAAUGAAGAACAGAUCAUGAGAGAGGGAGAGAAGAGAAAUAUAUUAACCCCUUAAGGACACAUAACGGAAAUAUUCCGUCAUGAUUCCCUUUUAUUUCUGAGGUUGUGUCCUUAAGGGGUUAAAGAAAGGUAAGUUUGGCAUGACAGUGCUGCUUUAACACGUCAGGUCCUUUUAAUCAUACUAAGCAAACCUAAAGUAAAUAUAAAUGUAACUGUUGCGUAGAGUUAUACUUUUGAUGCACAUAAAAUUUGUUGGCCACAGCAUUUGUUUAAUGUCUUUUUAUAUUUUAAUAAAACACGAACUUUGAUUUGAAGUUUUAGUUACACCUACUUCUCUUGCACCAGUUCCUUGGUAAAUGAGCAUGUGACUGACAUGCCCAGAGGCUAGUUUCAGGGUUGGGCUGCUUGAAACUAUUUUUCUGAGGUUUCCAUUAUACAUACAGUUCAUACCUCUAAUGUUCUUGCAGCUCAUUGGCACUAAUCAGUUGAGCGGGAAUUAGAUUUUGUAAACUUAAUAGCUGCAUGUGUUAAUUUGGCUAAGUACUAAAACCACUAUCCUAAGUACGACAACACUUUGUAGUAGUUUUGCUGUAGAGGUUUUACCAUUGGUGCUUGAUGCACAACUGUCACUUAACAACCAGUUUUGAAGGGACAUACAUUAUUAGUAUUUUUUUUUUUUUUUUUUAAAUAUGUACAUGAAGUAAUGUAUAUGAGAACCUUAUCCCUACCGUUGGGGAUAUAUAUAUAUAUACGCACGUUGGGUCAGACUGUUUGAAAUGUGACAGUCUCUAUAGUCUUCUCUGCUUCUGUGCAUGGAGUGAAGUUCAUGGGGACUGUCAAUUUUCAAACGUCUGAAGGUGCAUGUAUGUCUGAAGGACCUUUCAUACUAAAGGUCAGAAAGGGUUUUACAAAUUUUGUUUUCACACACCAUUUAAAAAAAAAACAAUCCUUUCAAAAUUUUCUGAAAAGAUUAACUGAUUUAUUUAAAGUUGAACAGUGCUUAUGGAUUCUUUGUGCCUUGAAGCAGAGCUGUCACUUUGCAGUUUUUGCUUUUAGUUUCUUUUGUUCUUCUGUUUCUUGUUUAUCUAUUUUAAUUCACCUUAGCUUUGCCACGCCCCCCUUUUUAUUUAUUUUUUCUUUCUUUCAAUAUAUACACUUUUUAAAAAUUUAUUUUUAAUUGCACUUGUGCCGUAACAUGUGCUGAUACAGUAAAACACAUCAGUAAAUUGUGUGCCAUUUGCAAAUUGGAAGAUAUUUGCAACAUGACAUCAUAAGUUAGACAAUUUUCAUAUCUAGUGUAAGUAAGCUUGGCUAGUAGACACUUAUUGAUGUGGGGAGAAAAUAUUUUUUUCUUAAAAUAUGUGAAUACGGAAAGAGAAGAAAAGCCACAAGAGGAGAGAUUGGAAGAGCUAAGACUAGUGGUGGUAGGUGAGGAGAGAGGAGGGAGAGGUAUGAGAAAAAGUGCUGUUAGGGAAGCAGCAUCCCAGGCAGCCCGAAUAUUUACUGAAUUUAGAAGUAUUGUUGAGUUUGCGUACCAUCUCCUCAAAUUAUUGAGCUAUUUGCAGAGGAGCUAUCAUCGGUUGUAGCAGUGGUGGCCCAUUACUUUUGAAAAUGGUAUACCAUCAUGUGGGUAAUUCUCAUUCCUACGCUACCAUGCGGUUUCAAAGGCAAAAUAACCAAUAUGUAUAAACUGAAAAAUAAAAUGUGCUAUAUUCAACCCUGUAACUUUCCAAAAUACCAAAAAACCUGUACAUGAGAGGGAGUGUUGUACUUGACUUAAUACAAGUAUGUGUAUUUUAUUGCAGUAAAAGUUAACCAUAUUAUGACAUUCAUAGUUACAAUGCCAUGCAUAACUAAAAAAAAUAAAAAUUUCUAAAUUUCUCACACUUUUAGAUUUUAUUUUUUUAAUCAAUUGUUUUAUAUAUAAAUAUUUGAUGUGAAGCGAAAGCCCUGUUUCCCCUGAACAAAAUGUAUAAGUGUUGGGUGCACUUAAUAUGAAAGAGGUGAAUUACGAUUGAACAGACAUAUUAAGGAUGCACCGAAAUUUCAGCCGAAAAGGGGUGAAAUUUUGCCGAAAAAAGAGGUGUGAGAGGAACGUUAAGCGGGGGGAACCACUAAAAGAGAAGGGGAGUUUUUCAUAUUAGAUUAAAUUAAUUUAAAAAAAAUCUAAUAAAAUUAUGGGAAAAAAGUCGUUUUCGGCCAAGGGCAUCCCUAUUGUUUUCGGCCCAGAAUUUUUAUUUUGGUGCAUCCCUAAGACCUAUUAUUUAUUAUUAUUAUUAUUAUUAUUAUUUAUAUAGCGCCAACAGAUUCCUUAGCGCUUUACAAUUUUAUGAGAGAGGAUUUAACUAUAAAUCGGACAAUUACAGGAAAACUUACAGGAACGAUGGGUUGAAGAGGGACCCUAUAGUCAAAUUCCAGGUUUUGAUCAGAAUGUGUACAGUUGCCUCCGUCCUUAAGGAGUUUAAAAGUAAUUGGAUAAAAACUUGCAAAAACAUAAUAUUCAGUGAUUCUAACUUUUGAUUAGUGGGGUAAUAGCUUCUUGAUCCCACAGAGUUAUGACUGCCUUCUGGGGACAAGAAGCAAAAUUGGAAGCACUUCAAACUGUUUUUUUUUUUUUUUUUUUGCCUUCUUUUGGAUCAACAGCAAAAACAAAUGUGAGGCUGAACUUGGACGCAUGUCUCUCUUCAGCUAUGUAACUAUGCAACAUUUACAGUUAAAAUGCCAUGCAGAACUUGAAAAAUAACAAUUUCUUACUCAAACCUUUAUUUUUGCCUUCUUUCUUACAGGCCUAACCUCUCGUCGGUUUUGGCACACCUCAAACCGACUCUUGCUUUUAUUAAAUUUACAUUUUUUUUUUUUUAAUUCUUUAUUUUUUUCUGUGCAAGGUAAAUACAGGUAUAUGCGAAGUGUCACAACAGCACUCAUAGCGUAAGCAACAAACAUUCAAUUUGGCACUUGGAAUCUGCACAUUCAAGCUAGACACAAUUUUUAGGUAUAUAGCAAAUAGAUGAUACGUUUAAACUAUGUCCGUAAGCAAUAAUUCGACAAUGGACUAAGCUCUAGAAACUUUAACUGACAGCAUGGGUUUGUUUAGCUAGAGUGAGAAUCUAGGAGAAGUAUGCAUGUUAAGGCAUAGUAGAUAAAUGUUAUCUUAAACAAGAGUUUAAUGUUAGUACACUCGUUUUAUAGUUGGGUUCCAGCCUAUACAUGUAUGUCUGAUUAUGUGAAGCUAUGGAUUCUGCAUUCGGUAUAGGUUAGCUAUACAUGUGGGUAGUUAAGUAAAAACAGAGUUAGCUACAUGCUUAUAAAAUACGAGUCGGAAGAAGAUAAAACCUAUACUGGGAAGCAGGUAAUUGCCAGGCAAGCAGGCAGGCGCUUUUACCUCCCCAUAGCUGCGGCCAUGUGGCCGCUUUAGAGCCAAAUGGCGGCUGUUACAAAGCAUCAUAGGUCUAUGUAUAAAAGACAAAAAAAAACAAAACGUAGUCAUCAGUUGAUGUGAAGCAUUGUCCUUGUUGGGCUUUACGUUGGGGCUUUCAAUGUCAGGAAGUCCCGGCCACCACCUCUGCAAGUGUCUCUCUUGGAAACUCUGGGCAAGGUGCCUCCGUAUCUGGAUCCAGCGUUGAUGGCGUCCUAAGGGGUACGCUGUCACUUUGUCUCUCAAUUUGCAGCGCUGGUGGCGGGAGGUCGUGAUGUGCUGUACCAGGCACUAAGAGGCUGGGUUGGGGAGUGCUUCGCCUGUGUCUCUCUUGAGGGGUUCUCGCUGUUGUGUAGCUGCGAGUGGGAGCUUGCGUCUGGGAAACGUGGCUUCUUUACCCGCCUUGAGGGCUGUAGGGAUCUGCACUGGAGCGUGGGAUGCGCGAACUCCGGCUCCGGUUUCCAUCCCUGCUGUACUUCUGUUCCGAUACCCGUUGGGAGCUGUUCUGGAGGUACGGGGGGGGGGUCCCUCCUAGGCGGAUCCAUGCCGCCAUUUGUCUCAUCAUCCGCCUGUAGGACUGCCUCCGGGUUUUCAGGUUUGUCCAGAGGUUGUCGCAGAGCCGGUAGUAGAACUCCCGUGUGUGUUUGGGAGGCUUGAUGAGUGCGCGUUGUGUUGUGGAUCUUGGGCGGGCCUUGGCGAGUCCGCUUUGCUUUACGUAUUGUAGCUUGUUCAGGCUGUGUUUCAGGGGUAUUCCUCCCCCGCAAGGACCGGGAUAUCCCCCGCCGGUCCAGAAUGGGGGGUGGGGGGUAGCAGAGCUGCCGUGGGUUCUUGUUUGGGCGCGUUGUUUUAGGUCGGCCGCCUCCUCCGGACCUCAAGCCCCACUCUAUUUUUCCGCCACUUAUCGGUGCCGGGCCGGUAUCAUUUUGUGCCUCGUGUUCUGCUGAGUUGGUUCCCGAACACCGUAUGCCUCUGGCGUUAGUGGGUCACUCUGUACUUGCAUGAAUUUGCUUGUUAUUGCAGGAGCUCAUGAGAUGUGCAGCCGGCCAUCUUGGCUGCCAAGCCCCGCCCCAUCAACUUUACAUUUAUUAUACGCCCCAUUCAUUAUCCCGUACACAAAUAUUUAAUGUAAAAUGUAAGCCCUGUGCGACGGCGCUCCUGUACUCUCACAGAGUAUCUCAUUUAAAUCCACAUCCCAGCUGCUUGCAGGGACCGUGAAACCCCCCCGCCCCCAUCGCCGACGCUUGACUGGGGUCUCUCAGGACCUCUUCACCCGACUAGGCUGCACCUUUCAGGCAGGUAUCAUCCCCUCUGCCUAUUCCGCUGCAGCCCUGUUUCAGAUAGCUUUGGAAGCCUUUCAUCUCUGCCUGCAAUGUGAUUUCUCUCAGGCCUAGCACUCUUGAUUUAUCCCAGGGCUAGAGGGAUUGUGCCGCCAGCCAACAGGUACGACAACUCUGUGGCUGGGAUCCCUAAAAAUACACAAAAUACACACAGGACACAGUUCCAAAAGGAACUAACAUGCAAUACUAAAGACUAGCCCAUACGUUUAUUACAUAUAGAUUACUGUGACAAAAAUUGCAAACAUUCAAAUCACAUUAGACAACAUACAGGAACUGAUAACAUAAUGACAUAUUUAUAAAGGGGUGGGAAACACAAUGAUUAACACACAAACAUCUCUCCUGCCUGCAGAAAUAGCAAUAUGCAUACAGCGGUUGCUAGAUCCUUGCAACCAACAGGUGGCGCUGUACAGGCUCCACAGCCAAAUCCACCUAGUUGAUUGCAAGCAUUAGCAAAAGAGGAGAGCACAAUAACAUUUAACACUAAAUCACAUUACACACACCCUGCACCAUAAUUGAAGAGUCCAUCUGUUGCUCCCAGUGGUGGUUACUAUGGUCAUGCUGUGUUUCUCCUCAACAUAUUUAUAUAUAAAUGUGGUUGCAAUUAAAGGACCACUGUAAUCACAACUACAGCUUAUUGCAUUUGUUCUAGUGAGUAGAAUCAUUCCAUUCAGGCUUUUUGUUGUAAGCACUGUCUUUUCAGUGUUUACAUUACAGCCUAGUGAUAACUCCACUGGCCACUCCUUAGAUGGCUGCUAGAGGUGCUUCUGCAUACAGACACUGAACUUUCCUCAUAGAGAUGCAUUGAGUCAAUUCAUCUCUCAUCACCAUGGUGUGUUUGGCUUCUGCUGGCUCUGCUUCUGAUUUGUCUUCUUGACAGCCUCAGCCAAUCCAUUGGGGAAGCAUUGUGACUGACUCAGACCACCACUUCUGAUGAUGUCAGCAGAUGGAGGCCGUUCACAGGCAAACGGGGCAGAGCCAGCAGCCGCAGACUUGUAUUCAAGUAAGAUUUUACUAUAUUUAGGGAGGCAAGAGCUUGUACAAUUGCCUGCGUCCUUAAGGGGUUAAAUCUAAAACUUUUCUUUUAAUUGAGAUUACUAAUUUUGUAAUUACAGCUUUAGCUUCUUCAUGUGCGUUUCAGCAUAUUAAUAUUUUACAGAAUUCUUUCUUUAGAAUUUAGACCGUUUCUGUGGGGUGAACAUGUCAGUUUUAUCAUUUAUAAAGAUUUCUGAAUUACUUAUAUGCCGAUAAAAUAAAACCGCAACUGCAUGUAACAUUAUGAAUGUGUUUUUUUUUUUUUCCCCAUUAUCCUUGAAUUAUAAAGCCAAAAUUUUAUUCAAAUACCAUAAUAAUCAAUAAUUAAGAAACCUAGCCUCCCAGGAUACAAGUCUAAAUAAUUAGUCGAUCUAGCAUAGGAAAAGUCACAGGAAUUAAGUCACAAUAUGUUCUCUGAGAGUGUUAUGGCUGAGUUUGAGCACAACUCCCUGCCAAAAAUGUUUCUAUUGAAGCAUGCAUACCACUGCUGAUUUGUCUUCUUUACUCAAUAAUAAUAAUUAUUAUUAUUCAGAAGGAUUUAGACUGGAUACUUUUUUUUUAAAAUUAUUAUUAUUAUUUUUUUUCAUUCAAACAUAAAGAGAUAAGACAAAUGGAAAAAGGUCUCAGGGAGACAUCUUGCUUCUCCUGCAGAAGAGGCCAGAUACGGCACGGGUGCCAUGGGGAUCCAUGUAAGUUUGUGAGUCAUUCCUAAAGAGUUGGGUAGGACGCAAGGGCACUCCUGGCAAAAUAAUCCUUGUAGCAGACUGUAGUUGUUAUGGUGCUUGUAGAGUUCCUUUAAGUUACCUCUAGUAUAGAAUGUGUUUAGUAAUGUUUUGAUUUGACUUCUGACCUGGAGUUCACUGGGUGCUACACUUGCUUCCUCUCUACCAGGAGCUCCUUCUAGGAUCUUAAUGGGACACUAAAGUCACCCGAACAAAUACAGAUUAAUGUAGUUCUGCUGUCUACUGCCUGUCCAUACCAUGAUUUUAAUGUAAACACUGCAAAACACUGCCCCUUUAGAGAAAAGGCAGUUUUUUUUCAUUGUUGCUUAGGAACCCCUUUAGUGGCAGUUACUCAGAUGGUCACUAGAGGUGCAUCAUGGGUCAGUUCUGCACAAUGUGCAUCACUGACGUUCAGCAUCUUCACGCUGUGCUUGGAGGCGCUGAACAUUCCUCAUAGCGAUGCAUUCAGUGCAUCUCUAUGAGGAGAUGCUAAUUGGUGCUAGCCUCCCAAUGCUUUCCUAUGGAAACGCCCCUGGCAUCAUAUCACUAUAUCACACUAGUGGUUAUGGUGCUUGAAGUGUUUUUUGGCCUGAUUUGGGGAAUGUCUCUGACCAUGUGAUAGCUUUGGAAGCUAAUCACGCUAAUCACAGUGAUCAUUUGGAGUUAAAGAUGUGAAUUGUCACUAAAAUUCCUUCAACAGCAACCUACUUUUCAAGGUCAUGAUGUCCCACUGUAUUUUUUGUCAUGACAUUUGGUGUGAUGGGGUUAAAAUAAAUAGGCCUAUACUUUUUAUGAGCUUCUGUAAAUAUUAUUUACUUGCAAUUUAAUCUAUAUUCCACAUUUCCUUAAAACAAAUAUUGAAAGUACCAAGCAGUGCAGUAUCUGGUAAAUUCUUUUCUAAUGACCUUAGCAAUGUCUGAUAGAGCAGUAGUGAAGGUUUAUUUUUAAAAUAAAUGUUCAAACAGUUUAUAUCCUCCUCUGGCUGUCCUGCAUUCUUUUACGGUAAGGCAAAUUACACCUGGGUUUUAGCCCAACUGAAAAUUAAAUUACGCCUACACUAAAACAUACAGAUUUUUUUUCAAGCAACUUUUACAAAUGAUUCCUCUUAUUGGCUUGGAGUAUUUGAGGCUUUCUCUUUCAAGAAAGAGAGAGAGAAGUGGAAGUGCAGGGGCUUUAAACAGCGCUGGACUGAAGACUUUGGGGUUAAAAAGUUAAUGAAUGGUUUACCCCUAAAGGUAACUCUGCACCGGGGAUCUCCAGAUUUAGAACCAAAAGUUGCCGAACCUUAGAAGUGGCGUUAACCCUCCAGAGGACCUACGGACCUUGCGGACCAUGAACUCCUCUAUAUACCAAAAUAUUCUAGAGUUAAAUGUGAGGCCAUCUGUCCAACAGCUCACACUUGGAAGAAAUUGAGUGAUGCAACAGGACAAUGGUCCUAAGCACAUCAACAAAUCAACAGAAUGGCUGAAAAAGAAAAGAAUCAAUGGCCCAUUCAAAGUCCAUGCCUAAACCCGAUUGGAAUGUUGUGGUGAGACAUUAUAGGCACCCAGACCACUUCAGCUCAUUGAAGUGGUCUGGGUACAUAUUGCCAGGUUCACUUAAUGCUGCAAUAUAAUUAUUAUUGAGACACUGCAAUAAUUACUAUCAAAGGUUAACUCCACCACUAGUGGCUGUCUACGAGACAGCCACUAGAGGGAUUUCUGGUUCAUUAGGCGGCUUUUGAAAAAUGUCAGUGGUCCCAUAUGACCACACAAGAAAACAGGAAGACUAUAACCAGCGCCUGGUGGACCAGAAGUACGUUUUCAAGUUUCAUGCUUUGAAGAUCAUUUGAAAGAGAUUCCAAUUAUAUCUAUACAUUUGCAGUUUUGCUAUCAAAUGUAGGGAUAAAACCUAUUUAAAGAUUGUUUGUUUGUUUUUUCCCAUCUGUCUCCCAAUUUACACGUGUGUGUGUGUGUGUGUGUGUGUGUAUGUAUAUGUGUGUAUAUAUAUAUAUACGUUAUAUUAAUAUAAAAAUACACAGUCAAAUUACACACGUGUGUGUGUGUGUGUGUGUGUGUGUGUGUAUAUAUAUAUAUAUAUAUCUCUAUAUCUCUCUAUAUCUCUCUCAAAAUACACUUAGAAUUAAAUUUUUAUGUGUGUGUGUGUAUAAUUUCACCUUAACGACAGAGGACAAACUAGGUACGUCCAACAAAAAAACGGCCGUUAAGGACGUCAGCGACAGGAGCUCUGGACCGACGAUCUACGUCGAUCACGGUGUGGGUGGACUGCCAGAGACCCCAGCAGCCCCCCUACAGCACACUCCGGCCACACCGACCCUCCACGGCCUUGCGAUCACCAUGAUCACAUCACCGCAAUAGGACUCUAGGAGCUGCCAGCAGGGGGACUGUCUGACCUAUCAGGCAUUCCCCCAGGCUGCAAAAAAAUUAAUAAAAUAAAUAUAUUAUACAUAUACAGGUGGUCCUCAUUUAUCGACCUACUUGUUUUACCACGGCUUGCACUUACGACCAGGCAUUAGUUCAAGCUGUCAUGGGAAUUCCCUGCUCUGGUGCGUAUGUAUAUGUUCGGGAAAACUUCCCCGAACAUAGACGAACGCACCAGAGCAGGGAAUCCCUCAAAUCUAUGUUCGGGGAAAUUUCCUCGAACAUAGAUUAGAGGGAUUCCCUGCUCUGGUGCGUACAUAGACAAAUGCACCAGAGCAGGGAAUCCCUUAACUCCUCACUUACCGACCGAUUUGUUCUACGACCAGGUCAUAGGAAGGGAACCCGGUCGAUAACUGAGGAGUGUCUAUAUUAAAUAUGUGUAAUAUAUUAUAACAUAAUUAAUUUUAUAAUAUAUUAGACAUAUAUAAUGCAUCUAUAUGAUUUCAUUAUAAGUGUACUUUGAUAUGUAUCUCAAAAUACACUAUGAUGAAAUCAUAGAUGCAUUACAUAUGUAUAAUAUAUACACGCGCACAUUAUAUAUAUAUAUAUAUAUAUAUAUAUAUAUAUAUAUAUAUAUAUAUAUAUAUAUAUAUAUAUAUAUAAUAUAAUCUCAAAACAUUUAUACAAAAACAAAUAAAACCACUAACUUUGGCCAGCAUUUGUGACUCAGUGGCUACAACAAAAGACUGGAGUACCCCAUUUGGAAUACCCUGGGUUGUCUACAUUUGAAAAUGGUAUGCCAUGAUGGGGUUAUUUCACAUUCCUGGGCUACCAUAUGGUCUCAAAAGGCAACAAAGGUCCAGCAAACCAAUCUGGUAGAUCGGGCAAGCCCUAUAUUGACCCUGUGAUUUUCCAAAACACCAAAAAACCUGUACAUGGGGGGUAUUGUUAUAUUUGGGAGACUUCGUUGAGCACAAAUAUGAGUGUUCUAAAUCAGUAAAACGUAUUCCAACGAUUAAAUCACCAGUAAAAGUGCAGUUUUUGUGUAAAAAAAAACAAGAAAUAAAGAAAAAUGCUAGUGGCUACUACAAAAGACUGGACAUAUACCCCAUUUUGAUUACCCUGGGUUGUCUACUUUUACAAAUUGUAUGCCAUGAUGAGGUUCAUUUUAAUUCCUGGGCUGCUAUAUGGUCUCAAAGUCAACAUAGGUCCAGCAAACCAAUCUGGCAAAUUUCAAUGUGCAAACAUGGAAAAGGGUAAAGCCCUACAUUUGACCCCUGUAAGUUUGCAAAAGCCCAUAAAACCUGUACAUUGGGGGCACUGCUGUAUUCGGGAGAUGUUGCUGAACACAUAUUGGGGGUUUCUUUGUCAGUAACACAUAAACGGAACUAAAAAUCCAUGCCUAAAGUACAAUGUGAGAGGAAAAAUAACAAAAAAAGACUCCAAAAGUUUGACACAGGCUGGUGGUAGAAUUAGUGCAUGGAAAGUGUUAAAAUACCACUAUUUGAAAUACCCUAGGGUGUCUACUUUUCAAAACUAUAUGGUUUGAUGGGGGUAAAUUUAUAUUGUCUGGCUUCACAAAUGUCCUUAAUGGGGCAUGGGUGCAUGAUGACCAGCUGUGAAAAUUCCAAGUUGGAAAACUGGAAUGCGCACCCUCCAAAUAAGGUCUUUUAGCCCCCAGAGAACUUGACACACCUCUACAUGGGUGGUAUCUCUGUACUCAGGAGAGGAUGCUGAAUACAUAUUGGGGUGUUCUUUGGCAGUAACCCUUAAUGUUCUCAGUACAUAUAUUCUUAAAUUGCUUUGUCUCUCAAAAAAACCUCCAAUUAUUAUUAUUAUUUUUUUUAAAUUUGGCGUAGAUUGGUGGUAAAAUGGCUGCAUGAAAAGAUUCAAAAUACAAAUGGUUUAAUACCUUAGAUUGUCUUCUUUUAAAAAAUAUAUACAUGUGAAGGGUUAUUCAGGGAUUCCUGACAGAUAUCAGUGUUUAAAAUGUUAAUUUUGAAAAAAAUUGGUUUGGAAAUGGCAAAGUGCUACUUGUGCUUAUAGCCCUUUAACUUUCCAAAAAAAGCUAAGAACAUGUUAACAUUGGACAUUUCUAAACUCAGGACAAAAUUUAGAAACUAUUUAGCACGGGUGUUUUUUUGGCAGUUGUAGAUGCGUAACAGAUUUUGGGGGUCAAAGUUCGAAAAAGUGUGUGUUUCCCCAUGUAUGUAUCAAUGAUAAAUUAUACAUUUGUGAUAUACAGCUUCUCUAAAUUUAAUUCACUUAACGUUUUACAUAUACCACUUUUAUUGGUUUUAUUUCAUACAAGGAACCUCAAGGAAAUUGUAUUUCUUUCUUUUUUUUCAUGACCCUAAAUAUACUUCAUUUAUUUUCUAGGUAUUAUGACCAGCUAUGUUCAGUAGAGCCAAAGUUCCCGUUUACAGAAAGUCAGGUACAGUUAACAGUAAUUUUUGUAAUACAAGAUGUCAUUAAAUGUGAUCAUUAAUUCCAUAUACAAGCAACUCUGAAAUUAUGCUUUAUGGCUGUGUUUAUGUCAUGUAUUUACAAAUAAGGUAUUUAUUUAUUUUUUUUCUCCAAUAUUUCAGCUAUGUCUAACUUUUACAUGGAAAGAUGCCUUUGAUAAAGGAUCAAUAUUUGGAGGAUCUGUGAAACUUGGUAAGUUCGUAUUCAAUUUGAGUAAUAAGAAAAAAGCUGAAUUUGCAUACUUUAAUAUUGUUUCUUGUAUGCAAAGUACAGUGGCACCUCGGUUUACAAACACCUCGGUUAACAUCAUUUUCGGUUUACAAAUGAAAAUCCAUUGAAAAUAAUGCCUUGGUUUACAAAUUUUUUCGCAAUACAAAGCAAGUUUCCCCGGGAUGCAUUGCACCUGGGAGGUUUAUAGCACCGCCCCCUGCAUGCUGGAGCCUGUGGGUAGCACGUGGCAUCAAGUGUGGAGGUGUUGGAGCGGCUUUUGCAUAGAGUUUUGGAGCCAUUCUGGAAAUUGUUUGCAGUUGUUUUGGGACUUUUUGGGGCAUUUCUCAAGCUGUGGAAAGUUAGGGAGCCGAGCUUUGUCGUUUGCAUGCCUUUUGUGUGUUCUUCAUUGUGGGUUGGUUUCCAUGCUAGCUCAUUUUGACUUUUUUCUGACCUCCAGAACGGAUUAAUUAGUUUUCAAUGCAUUCCUAUUGGAAACCGCGUUUCGGUUUACAAAUUUUUCGCAAUAAGAAACGUCCUGGAGAACGCAUUAAAUUUGUAAACCGAGGUCCCACUGUAAAUAAUUUAUGCACACACCAAAAGAGUUGUGUGGGGGUAGGGAAGGGAAGUGUGGAUGAAAACCUCUUCCACCCUAAGUGAAUAGUUAAAACAUUGCUAAACACAAAUACAGACACCAGUCAAGCCAUGAGACUUGCUAAUCUCACUACUGCAUGGGAUUCUGGGUAGGGAUAUGCAAAUGAGCUCAACAAAGAACCAAAUUUUUGCCUCAUAAUUCCACUUUAUGCAUAGAUUCCUUGGAGUAUGUUGUGGCGCGAACCCUGCCUGUUUGUGAAUUGCUGUAUUCUAUUCUGUAGCCUUGGCGCUUGCCUCCCCUGGGUGGCGACCCGUUGGUUAAACGAACGCCGCCCAGGGGGAGCAUUUGCAGAUUGCUUCCCACCUCAUUUGGUUCCCGAACGAGGACCCCCCCAGUACCCCUUGGAAUGUUUGCACCAAUCAAUUAGAACGUUGGCAACUUGCAAGGAAAGUAAUUAAUGAGCGCUUCCCUGGGUGGUUGCCAUUUGUAUAGCCGAGCGGCCAUUUGUGUCAUGAAAGGAGAUUCCUCCCUUGCCUGGAUUCACCCAGGGACCCUGCCAAAGGAGGCUGUUCAUGGUGUUUUCCAUUCUGGGGGUCCCUGAGAUUGGUGGGACACUCUUUGGGGACAAUGGCGGUUUGGCGUGCUUUCUGUAACUGGUAGUCCAGGAGGCGGGGAGCUCUUCCUCGCUGGUGUUCCCAGGCAAAGAGGCUCAUGGGAGAAAGACUCCUGGUCACCGGAGGUGGGAAACCCUCAGGAUGGAUGGCGGGAAUAGGGGACAAAGGGACUGGAGUUACUGGGUCGGAAAUGGGUCUCUCUGUAUUUUAACUGACUUCCUUUUAGGGGAGGACGUGGCUGAGCAGGGACAACCAGCCGGGUUGCUAGCAGGCCCGCUACAUAAGUGUCUGCUGUAUACAACAGCUUUGAAAUACAACUCAGGAAGAGGAGCAAAGCCGGUGAACCACUCAUGGACAGCUGUUUCGUUAAUGCAACUCAUCAGCAUGAGUUUGGUUCCAAGGAAUCCAUGUAUAAAGUGGAAUUAUGAGGAAAAAUGUGGUUCUUUGUUGAGCUCAUUUGCAUAUGCCUCCCCAGAAUCCCUUGCAGUAGCGAGAGCACUGUUAAAGUGAAUUUCUGUGGGAAAAGCAAGUCUUAUGGCUUGACUGGUGUGUGUAUUUGUGUUUAGCAAUGUAAUAUAUAGAUAUCUAUAAUGUGGCAGACCGACCGCAAGACCUUAUUCUCUGGAACUGUUUUUGGCAUAGGAUCAAAUUAUGACUUCCAGGAAAUUCCUGAACCGAUCUGGGUGGUUUUUGGAUAUGUUGGUCACCCAUAUCGGGGCUAUCAGGGGAUGUAACUUUUGUGGGGGUUUUGUGUGUUUUUAAAGGUAUUUUUGGAGUUUUGUAAAAAAAUUAUGUUCCUGGAGAUAAUUGAGUUUAGUACAGUUCCUGAUUCCAUUAUCUCUCAAGCACAGGGGAUGGAAUGACCUAUUUUGUAUGGGAGUGUCCUCGACCUGAGAGCCAAUGUAAUCGUGUGUGUGUUUUUACUGUAGUCUACUCUCAGGUACAGGGGCGUUUGCAUGGGGACCUGCAUAUAAGGCCAGUUGUGGCUGCCAAUAAAUGAGUUCCAGUUUACCCUCCACACACAGCCUUGUCUCGUGCUUGCAGGGGAAAGCUAUACCAGCUAUAAUCCUUGUUCUUUGGAUUGCUAUAAUCACUAGCUCUUGUAUACCACCUAUAAUCACUAGCUCUUCCCUGUUAUUUUCGUAUGUAUGUGCCUGCUCAAUGUUCUGGAGGUCCUACACGAAGGUAAUGCAUUCACCUGCUCUCUUGGAGGAAAGGUCUUCUCACUGGGAGCUGGAUCCAGGAGUUUGUCCAGGGUGAGAAGGGUUUGCGAGACCCCAGCCAAUCUGCAGUGGCUAGGGGGCUACGGUGCUUAUGGUGUCCGGUGCAGUGCUUAUGGUACUCGGCGACAACUAGGAAGCUGUGAUUGGCGGAGGCAAUAUAUUACACAAUAUAUUAUAGAGUAGAUUGGAUUAGCAGUAUUACUCCAGUAGACAAGAUGCCAAAAUACCAGAGUAUUGCAGUAUGCACUGAUAUCUUUUUUAUUGGACUAACAUAAUAUUUCAAAGACAAGCUUUCGAGAGUUUUCCUCUCUUCUUCAGGUCUUACGCAAUACUGAUCAAUCUGAAAGUUUUACACUUAAGACAACUGAUGUUAGAGAAGGGAAGGGAGGGUGUGAGUGAGGUGUCAUAAAUAGCAGAAGAUGUGCCUGAAAAUGAAAGGUGCAGGUUGGCCGAGAAUAGCCAGAAAACAAAAACCCCUACAAAAAAAAUGCAGCAUAGCAGGGCAUGCAAGUAUAUAGCUGCAUAUAUGAUGUAUGUAUAUAAAUCGAUCUAAUAAAAAUGAAGCGAGAAUAUUGAAAAAGACGUAUAUAAGACAUUAAGAUGUGUGUUUAUAAAAUGUUUUGGUAGUGUGUGAGAAAGCCAGAGUCUACAUUAAGUCCUUUUAUUUCUGGUGUUAAAAUGUGUGAUAAUUUUCAUCUCAAAUGUGUUUCGUUCAUGAGUGUCUCUGAAAUUUGAUUUAAGAACUUUUAAUCCUGAGGUUUUGGAUGGAAUGACCAGUUUGGGUGAAGUGAUAACCAACAGAGGUACAAUAUCCAUUUUCCUUGUGGUUCUUGAUUGAGUGUCUGUGUGGAUUCAUUCUGAGAUGCAGUUUAAGGCCAGUUUCUCCAAUGUAGUAGCCUUUGUCACACACUGUACACUGUAUCCUGUAUACCACAUUCGCAGAUGUGCAUGAAUAUGAUCCCUUUUAUACAGACGCACUAACGUUUCAGCACACUCUCUCAUCUACUAAACAGCAACCUCAAAUCUCACAGAUUUUAUUAGUGUUUUUUGUUUGUUUGUUUUUUAACUCCUAAUCUAGACAAAAAUGUGCGUUUAGUUACAGUAUAUGAUUAUAUAUUGCAUAAGCCUGCCACAAGGCCAAUGUACGUAAUGUACAUUAGGUUGUUGGAGUAGGACCUGCCAAAGAUGGAAUACAUUAACGUUGUGGCAGGCUUAUGCAAUGUAUGAUCAUAAAAAAUGACGGACUUAACCCAUUUGCAAUGCCUAGGGUUGUCUACUAUUGCAAAUGGUAUGCCAUCAUGAGGGUAAUUCUCAUUCCUGGGCUACCAUAUGCUCUCAAAGGCAACUUAAAGGGACAAUCCAGUGCCAGGAAAACAAAUCGUUUUCCUGGCACUGCAGGUCACCUCUCCCUCCCACCACCCACCCCAUAUUGCUGAAGGGGUGAAAACCCCUUCAAUGACUUACCUGAGACCACUGCCGAUGUCCCUCGGCGGUGGUUUAGGGUCCGCCCAUACUCGAGAGACCGAUUGUGCAUGUGCGGCCUCCGGCGGGAUGAAACCUAAUGAGCAUGCACGGCAAUGCCGCACAUGCGCAUUAGACUUCCCCUUAGGAAAGCAUUGAAAAUGCUUUUGAUGCUUUCCUAUUGGGAUUUUAGCGACGCUGGAGGUCCUCACAUAGCGUGAAGAUGUCCAGCGACUCUAUAGCACAGAAAACCUGUGCUAUAGACAAGGAAGUGCCCCCUAGUGGUUGUCUAGGACCGCCACUAGAGGAGGAGUUAACCCUGCAAUGUAAAUAUUGCAGUUUAUGAAAACUGCAAUAUUUACACUUGCAGGGUUAAGGGUAGUGGGAGUUGACACCCAGACCACUCCAAUGGGCAGAAGUGGUCUGGGUGCCUAGAGUGUCCCUUUAACCAAUCUGACGAAUUUCAGUGUGAGAAAAAUGUAACAUGCUAUAUUUGACCCUGUAGCUUCCCAAAACACCAUAAAACCUGUACAUAGGGGUUACUGUUUUAAACGUGAGACAUCGCUGAAUAAAAAUGUGUAUUUUAUUGCAGUAAAAGCUAACAGUAUUAUGACAUUCACAAUUAAAAUGCCACGUGGAACUAAAAAAAUAAAAAUUUUCUCCCAUUUUUGUAUGUUUUAUUCAUAUUAAAUUAUGUUUCAUUGCUAAAUAUUUGAUGAUAAAUGAAAGCCCUGUUUCCCCUGAAUAAAAUUAUUUAUAAUAAGUGUGUGUGCACUUAAUAUGAAAGAGAUGAAUUACGGUUGAACAGACAUAUAGUCAAAUUCCAGGUUUUGUUUACGUUUUGGGUUGAUCAAAAGUGUACAUUUGGCUCAGUCCUUAACCCCUUAAGGACACAGCUUCAGAAGCUUGACUUACGCUUAAUGACACAAGCAAUUUUUGCAUUUUCUUGCUGUUUGCGUUCAACUGCAAUUUGCAUCUCUCUCAUUUAUUGCACCGACACAUAUUAUAUACUGUUUUUUUAAAGGACAGAAAGGGCUUUAAUUUGAUAUAACAUAUAUAUAUAUAUAUAUAAAAAUGCUUGCUUACUUAUAAAAAAAAUACAGAAAAAUGCAAAACAAAAGAAAAAUAUUGUUUUUUUUUUUUUUUUUUACAGUUUUUGCAAUUAUAAUGUGUGCAUAAUUAGUGCAGGUUAAGGAAAGUAAUUAAAAAUUUAUUUAUUUGUUCUGAUUUACAGAAUAUAUAAUGUGUCUGGGAUUUAAAGUUUUUCUUGGUAGUUACAGGUCACAAAGCACAAGGAGUAAAAUAAACUUUUAAUGUGGAGCGAUUUUAGAAUUUGGUAUGUUUGUCUUGUAAGCUUAAUAGCCAUAAAAGAAAACAAAAUUGCCACACAAAAGUAUAUAUUUAUAUAUAGUAGACAUCACGGGCUAUUUACCUAAGGUUGUUUUGACACUUUCUACGUAGCCAUUUCACCGCCAACCUCUGCUAAAUAUUGGAGUAAAAUUGUGUUCUUUUUGGUUUUUGGCACACAAACUUAUAACAGAGAAAUUCUCAUGUAUAUUUUGUAAAGUUGGUGUGUGCUAUUCCUGUACAAAGUUUUAUUUUGUGUUCAGUUACAUCUGCUGAGUAAAAUGACACCCCAUUGUAUGUCUUUUGCACUAUUUCGUGAAGUUACAGUGCCAUACAGGAUACCUGUCCUUUUCAGUAUUCACAGUAGAAUUUUGAGAGAUGAAUUUAAUGAGCCUUAGCUUCCAUUUGGGGUAUUAUAACAGUUUGACUGUUCAAAAAACCCCCACAAAGGCCUACCAUUUGUAAAAGUAGACACUCCAGGGUAUCUUAUAAGGUGCAUAUUGUGCCUUAACAUGCACCCAUUUUUUCACCAAUAUAUGCCAAAGUAUGUGGUAAAAAAUAAUUUGGGGCAUUUUUUACAUACGGAUUGCAUUUUUGCUGGGCGUUUUGUAUAUUUCAUAUGUGCCACUAAGUUCAAACCUCCCAAAUUAUGCUCAGCUAAGUUUUUUGAGUAAAAAUACACCCCCAAUGAAUGUCUUUGUCACUAUUUUGUGAAGCUACAGUGCCAUAUAGGAGACCAAGCCAUAUCCGUUUUUACCAACUUUGAAUUUUGAUGCUGGGCCUAUGUGCAAUUUCCAAGCAUCUUCGCAGGUUUUAAAUUCAAACUACCCCACAAAGGCCUACCAUUUCUUAAAGUAGACACCCCAGGGUGUUUCAAAAGGUAUAGUUUGAACCUUAGCGUGGGAUCAUUUUUCCGCUAGCUUGUACCAGAUGUAGUGGUAAUAAGCGUUUUUUCUGCCUUUUUGACAUACAAAGUGAGUUUGCACAGUAUAUUUUGCAAACCUUAUGUGUGCUACGACUGUAUAAUACUUCAUAUGUUGCUCAGCUAUGUCGGCUGAGUACAGCAAUACCCCCGUAUGUACCUUUGCCAGGUAUGUGUGGACAUCGGAGGGGCACAUUUGGGACACAGCCAUUCCAGUUUUUUUCAAACUUUGAAUUUUUAUGCUGUGCCUAUGUCCCAUUUUAGAGUAUUUUACCAGGCUAUAUAAUCCAAAUUCCCCAUAAAGCCAUACCAUUUCUUAAAGAAGACAUCCCAGGGUAUUUCAAAAAGGCAUAUUUUGAACCUCAGCGUGGGAUCAUUUUUCCGCUAGCUUGUACCAAGUGUAGUGGUAAUAAGCAUUUUUCUGCCUUUUUGACAUACAAAGUGAGUUUGCGCAGCAUAUUUUGCAAACCUUAUGUGUGCUAUGACUGUAUAAUACUUCAUAUGUUGCUCAGCUAUGUCGGCUGAGUACAGCAAUACCCCCGUAUGUACCUUUGCCAGGUAUAUGUGGAUGUUGAAGGGGCGCAUUUGAGACGCAGCCAUUCAGUUUUUUUCUAACUUUGAAGUUUUACGCUGUGUCCAUGUUCCAAUUUGGAGUAGUUUAGACGGUUGGUUAUUGAAACUUCCCCACAAACACAUACUAUUUAUUAAAGAAUACACCCUGGGGUAAUUCAAAAGGCAUAUUUUGAACCUUGGCGUGGGAUAAUUUUUUCUCUAGUUUGUUCCAGGUGUAGUGGUAAUGAGCGUUUUUAAAAUGUAUUUUUUUACUUUUUAUAACUUUUUUACUUUUAAAAACUAGUUUUUAAACUUUUGUUUUGCUUAUAAUUUUUUUUAAAACUUUCCUAAACUUUCUUAAAACUUUUUUUACAGAUUUAACAUUUUUCUAAGCUUUUUUUUAACCGUUAACCCCUAACUAGCAGUACGCAGCACUAACAGUAAAUUCCCCAUUUUCCCAUAACUCCCACCCACCCCAGCUAGCAAAAUAUAUAGUUAUAAAAUAUUUAAAUUAAUUAAUUAAAUAAAUUGAACCCCUGAGGGUUAAAAAAAUAAAUAAAAGUUAAUCCUCAGGGGUUAAAAAAAAUUAGAUCACAGUAUAAUACUGUGAUCUCUAUUUGAUCGCUGUAGGCAGUGAUCGACUGGCAGGGAAGGGGUUAAUUUUUAUUUGGACUAGGUAAAGUGUUUUUUUUGUUUUUUUUUACUUAAAUGUUAUUAAAACAUUUUUUUAAGCUUAAUUUUUAACUUUUUAAAGUUUCUUUUAAAACUUUUUUUUAACGUUAACCCCUAGUUAGCCUAACGCCAAAUCCCCCAAUUCCCCACUAACUUCCACCCACCCCAGCUAUCUAAAUAUAUAAUUUAAAAAUAAUUUAAUUAAUUAAUUUAAUUAAUUUAACCCCUGAGGGUUAAAAAAAAAAGAAUUAACCCUCAGGGGUUAAAAAAAUAAAUCAGAUCAUAGUAAAAUGUAAUCCCUGCCAAUUGAUCACUGUAGUCAGUGAUCAAUUGGCAGGGAAUGGGUUAAUUUUUUAUUAAAAUGGGUAAGGGGGGGACACUUUAAAUUAACUUUAUUUUUUUUUCCAGCAGGGGGCAGGAUCAUCACUGAUCCGGCUCCCUGCACUUCACACAGAACCCGGAAGUGCAGGGAGCCGGUAGGUGAGUAUACAGAGCACAUGUGCUCGCUCUGACUUGCGGUCAGAGCAAGCACAUGUGCUGGGCAGCCUGACCGUGUGCUCCCGGUAUGCCUCUAAUGCAGAGGCAUACCGGAGCACCAUUAACCCCGCGAUUGCUGCGAUAGCGGCGAUCCGGGGUUAAUUUUACCGCGUGACGGGUGAGGUCCGUCACCCGUCGUUAAGGGUCUCCCCUCUGUGACGGACCUCGUCCGUCACCCGUCCUGAAGGGGUUAAGCGGCUAAAGGAGUAAAUGUUAUGGACUUGUCAACAUAAAUAACAAUGCCUCCUCCUCUCUUUGCUGUGUCAUUUCUAAAACAUGAAUAACCCUGUAUUGCAAUGGCGGAGUGAUGAUGUAACUUAAUUCUGUACUAGAAGAAAUAUAGUUUUCUCAGUAAUUUCACUUAGUCUAUCUAAAGUUCUGCACCAGUUUUUAGAAUGUUAAAUGCUUUACUGUAGUCCCUUUCCUCUUCUCUUCCAAAUCUCACCAUUCCUUAUAACCCCAUACAUUUUUACAUUUAGAUACAUUCAGGGUGGAUUUGAUUUAAAUCAAACGGAUUUAAAUCAAUAGUCAGUAAGGCUUGAUUUAAAUCAUAGUUUUCUACAUAAAGACAAAUUCUUGCUGGUAUAACUUUAUUAUGCAAGUAGAUGAAGAUUUUUAAAAUAACAACAACAACUUUUCAUAUGUUUUUUCAUCCCCAGUUUAAAAUAGGUUAAUCAUUCAUAUUUGGACAACCUUUCUGUUGUACUUAGGAAGGAGAAAAAUAAUCAUUACCUUAAUAAAAAUUUAAAUAGAUUUAUUCAACUGAAACAAUAACAUUACAGCAUAUGUUAUUUGCUUAAACAAACAUCCAUGUUUCUUAACUAAUUUGGCUAAACAAAAUAUAUAUAUUUUUUUUUUUAGAAACUUAGACUGUCAGCCCAGCCUACACAUGAAAAACUUAAAUACUGUCCUCUGUAGCUCAUUCGUCAUCUUCAUCUUCUUCUUUGUUCAUAAUCUGGAAAAGAAAAACAAGCUAUCUUGCUUUAUCGGGUCCCAAACGAUUUCUCAAUUUAGAAUGAAUGAGUCCAAAGGAAGAGCAUAUUCUUUCAGCGCCUGCAGAAGAAGCUACUGCUGUUAAAAAUGAAAUCCUUACUUGAACAGUCUCUAAAUCAAAGUGCUUAAGUGACUUCCACCAGUUCACUGGUGUGACAUUCUUUAAAAUAUCUUCAGCAAACAUAUAUUUCUUGAAUGGUUCCCCCUUAGCUUUGAAGUUUUAUUAUAGUUGGCAUUACAGAUGGAUGAUUGGAUACCCAUGUCAUAGCUAACUCCUCUUCCUCAGCACCCUGGUACUGGAUAUUGACAAUAUUUGCCAAAAAAUGAGCUGGAGACAGUACUUGUCCCAUUUGUUUUUUUUUUUAAUGCUUUUAAUUUAAUUCUGUCCAUGUAUAGUUCUGUUUUUAAGUGUUCACUCAGUUCCUUCCAAAUUCAACAGCAUCAGCAAUAAAACAGCUGUUUUUCUGUAUUUUGUUUAAAGCUUCAGUGAUGGGUUUCAGGGUGCUCAGCAUAUGUUCAACAUUUCUCUUAAGCCCAAUGUUGAGGAUUUUGGCCGUGACAGUGCCAUCUAUUUUAUCUCGAUUUUGUUCACAAACUGUCAUCAGAAUAGGCCAGUUCUUGAUAUACUGCUCAAAACAGCCCACCACAGAGUUCCAUCUAACAUCUUGUGGGAGCGUUAGCUUGGUUCCACCCAUCCUUUUCAGAGCUGCUGCAGCAAAAUCAUUGUUACGGAAGUAUUUAGCAAUUUCAACAACAUUGGUCUUUAUUUCUGGAACACUUAAAGCGGCACUGUCAUGCCGAACUUACCUUUCCUCAAUCUCUACCUCUUCUCGCCCUGUCUCAGGAUCUGUUCGAAUGAAUGAAACUCCGAUCCUAUUCAUACUGUGGCUGCAUCUUACAGCCGCUUAGUAGAUAACUCCCUAAUUCCCACGGUAUCAGGGAACUAUCUACUUAAAGGAUGAAAGACCUAAAUUGGUCUUUCAGCCGAAUUUACUAAUACUAAGUAAAAAUUACUUAGUAUUAGUAAAUAAUAUGCCCCUACUAUACCGCGAGUAGGGGCAUGUCUGGUAAACAGUGAGCAGCCUGUGGCUGCUCACUGUAAAAAAACCAAACAAAAAUAAAACUAUUGGUCCCCACACCUAAACGAUGGGUGGGGGCCCUAAAGUAAAAUAAGGGGGGAGACCUCUGCGCGGUUGGUGGGGGUCAUAAUGAUAAUGAGGGGGGGCCUACUGUCCACCCCCCCUCCGGCCCCCACCCCUGGACGGCGGGUGGGGGCCAUAAUAAUGAGGUGGGGGGAGACCUACUGUCCACCCCGGCCCCCACCCCUGGGCGGCGGGUGGGGGCUAUAAAAACAAUGGGGGGGAACCUACUGUCCUUUCCCUCGUCCCCACCCCACGGCGGCGGGUGGGGGCCAAAUGAUAAUGAGGGAGGGGACCUACUGUCCACCCCCCCUCCGGCCCCCACCCCUGGGCGGCGGGUGGGGGCCAUAAAGAUAAUGGGGGGGGGACCUACUGUCCUCCUCCCCUUCCCCCCACCCCUGGGCGGCGGGUGGGGGCCCCUUAGUCAAUUCCCCCCCCCUACAAGGUGACUAGGGGUCCCCAAGCCCCUAGUCACCCCCCCACCCAAAUAAAAAGUCCCUACCUACCCCCCUCACCCUAAAAAAUAGUGAGGGGGGGAAUAAAAUAACUAACCUGUAAAUUAAAAUUAAACUUACCAUUCAACGUCUUCUUUUUUCUCAAAUCUUCAUUUUUCAGCCCCAAAAAAGGCCAAAUAAAAAACCAUCAUAACCGUCGAAUUUAAAAAAAAAAUCCCGAGCGUAAAAAAAAAAACUGACGAAAAAGAAAAAACGCGAGCGCAAAAAAAAAAAUCCAUCUUCACCCAUGGAGGGCUCCGCGGGGCGGGGGAAGGCUUAUAAAACCUUGCCCCGCCCUGCAAUUAGGCUAAGAACACUCUGGUGGGUUUAAGCCAAUCAGAGUGCUCUUUGUCAUUUUACACAGCGUGGGAAAAUUCAAAAGAAAAGGGUCGGGAUUUUUUUUUUUUUUUUUGACGGUUAUGUUGGUUUUUUGUUUGGCGUUUUUUGGGGCUGAAAAAUUAAGAUUUGAGAAAAAAGACGUUGAAUGGUAAGUUUACUUUUAUUUUAUUCCCCCCUCACUAUUUUUUAGGGUGAGGGGGGUAGGUAGGGACUUUUUAUUUGGGUGGGUGACUAGGGGCUUGGGGACCCCUAGUCACCUUGUGGUGGGGGGGAAUUGACUUAGGGGCCCCCACCCGCCGCCCAGGGGUGGGGAGGACAGUAGGUCCUCCCCCCUUCAUUAUCUUUAUGGCCGCCGCCCAGGGGUGGGGGCCAGAGGGGGGGGGGUGGAUAGUAGGUCCCUCCCCCCUCAUUAUCAAUAUGAUACACUGAUACUCAAUGUUUGUUUGUUCGGCUGAUAUUUCUAUUCACUCGUUCGUCUGUCUGAUGAAUGAAUGAAUAGAUGAAAUUCCCGUUCGCAUGUCCAGGUGUGUCACUGGGCAUGUGCGGGAAUCUCAGUGCUAUCUAGUGUGGGCAGAUGACGUGUCCCACAGGGACUUCAUCUACCCACACAAAGAUGGCGGCGCCCUGAAUAAAGAUCGGGGCAGAUAAUAAGGAAUAAAAAAAUAGGUAAUGUGGGGGGGCUCAGGGGCAUUUGGGGGUGACUAGGGUGUCAGAUGUAGUGGAGGCUGGAGGGGGCUUAAAAAAACCAAAAAAACAGGAUUCGGCAUGACAGUGCCGCUUUAAGUCUUUGGCUAAGAGGUGCAGCAAAUGAGCACUGCAACCAUAUGUUAUAACCUUUGGAUGGUAAUAUAUGUUCCUCAAAAAGCAUUUUAAUUUAAAAAAAAAAUCAUUGAUUUUUAUCCACCCUGGAUACAUUAGAGAUGAUUAUUUCUUAUUAGCUCAUAUUAAUGCUGUUUUUAUAAAUGCUGUUUUCAUUCAUAGAUAAAUAGAAAUGUGAUAACUAUUCUUGUUUGCUCUCUUUUUAGCCCUUCCUAGUUUAGGCUAUGAGAAGACAUGUGUUCUCUUCAAUAUCGGUGCUUUGGCUAGCCAGAUUGCAACUGAACAGAAUCUUGAUAAUGAUGAAGCAUUAAAAACAGCUUCCAGGUUUUAUCAGGUAUGGGAAUCCAAUCUUUGGUUUUGACCUUUAUUUAUUAACUUUUGACAAAUUUUGUACAUAACAAAAAGUAAAAAUAAAGGGGUGCUUUUAAGCAACAUGGCAAUUAUGGUAUUUUAUGUGAUGGUUAUGUAUUUCAUCAGUACCUUAUUUAGUGUACCAGAGUAUAGUUUGUAUAUGUUGUUUUUUAUGUUUGAGUAUGAAUAUAAAGUAGGGGUAAAAUUUAUCAUGAUUGUCUUUCUGUGGUAGCUUGUAGACUUAUGCACAAUGCUAUUCACCUGUGCUGAAUGAAUCAAAUUUCUGUUCUUCCAGUGAAUUGCCGGUAUUUGAUUAAUUCAGCACAGGUGAAUGGGAUUUGUGCACAAGUCUAGUAACUUUCAUGUAUGGAUAAAUGUUUGUAUUAAUAAUAUCGACAAAUUUUAUAGUGUCACAUAUAACUAGUAUUAUAACCUGUGUAAAUGGUAAUUAUAACAUCUCUAGCAUUGAUGUUAUGCAAGUAAUCCCUCCCUUCUAUAAUAGAACCCCUUAUUUCCCCUGUAGUUUACCUGUCUUUCCCCAAUUCUCAUCCCACAUUCUGAUGUCAGUUAAGGAACAUUAAAGGAACACUAGGCAUCCAUACCACUUCAGCUUAUUGAAGUGGUGUGACUGCAGUGCCCCUGUCCCAUUAACCCAGGGUUAACUCCAUCUCUAGUGGCUGUCUAGCAGACAGCCACUAGAGGCACUUUUGGGUCGUUGGUCGUCUGACACUGGACUACCUCACACUCUGCAUAAGGAAAUCAAGCUUCGGCUAAAACUACUUAAGUAAGCAUUAGGGAGGGGAGGGCUUGAGCGAGGUGGCACUAUAGGGUACUAUAGUGCUAGUAAUACAACUUUGUAUUCCUAGCACUAAAUUUUCCAUUUAACCUUAUCAAAGCCGCCCACUUACAUUUCUUUAAGACAUGGAGUUACACAGAACAAACUUGCAGAUAUGGACAAACACUGAUGUGCUUACUGCACGUAGGCAUACAUUCUCACAUGAUAUAAAUACAGUCAUGUAAAUCCGAUCACACAUAUUCUACACUCAGUCAACAGAGGCAUAAAUUCAGAUAUGCACAUCAAGAUGUACAAAAACACAGCAUUCUCACACUAGUGCAGCGGGCUGUAGUGGUUAUUUUGCUUGGAGCGUGUUUUUUAAUAGGGAUUCUUUAGUUCUAAUGUGAAACUUUUAUUAGCUUUAAACUAAAUUAACAAUAGACAUAGUUUACAGAGUAAAAUUUUAUCCACACCUAUACACACCUAAACAAGAAGUGCAACCCACAAAUAGGUUCAUAAUAAACAUAAGGGUUUUACAUUCAUUGAUUGCAAAAACUAUUCAUUUUGAUUAUAAUUCCUUGCAUCAUGUAGAUUCAGUAUAGUUUUAAAUUAGUGGGCAAUUUUAUUACAAAUAAAAUCUGUUAACGGGAAGCAAAGUGGUCUGGGUGUUGUGCCACUGUCCCCUUAGUCCUGCAUUGUAAAUCAUUGCCUUUUUUUUGAAACUACAAUGAUUACAUUGCCAGGGAGGUAGGGACCAGAGGGAACUGUAGUGUUAGGGAUACAACUUGUCAGUAUGUGUAAUGGGAUUAAUAAUUAAAACUUUUAGUGUCUUUACUAGUGUUUAUUUAGUUAAUCAAUGUUUGUAUGUUUUCCUAAUAGUAUGGUUUCUCUUCACAGCUUGCUAGUGGAGCAUUUGGUCACAUCAAGGAUACAGUUUUGUCUUCUUUAAACCGUGAUCCUACUGUUGAUAUAUCUCCAGACACUGUUGGGACACUCAGUCUAAUAAUGCUUGCUCAAGCCCAAGAGGUGUUUUUCUUAAAAGCUACAAGAGGUAUUUAUAUCAUGGAAAAUGUAUGUGCUGCUCUUUGGUUAGUAUAGAAUUUUAUUUUCUCAUGUCCUUCUUUUGUGGAAGAAAAUUAAAAAAAAUAAAAAAUAUAUAUAUAUAUAUUUUAGUGCAGUGUGCUAGAUAUAGCUUAGACAUACAAUAGCUAUAAGCAUAAACAAGUGUAUAAGUAUUUCUUAAAGGCACACUCCACUGCAUAAAUACAAAAACAACUGUUUAGUAGAUAUACACCAAAUAAAAAAUACAUGCAUUUUUAAAAAUUGAUUUAUUGAUUGAUUUUAUUUUGGGGUAUAUUUAAAGGGAUACUAUAGUCACCAAAACAACUUUAGCUUAAUAAAUCAGUUUUGGGGUAUAGAUCAUGCCCCUGCAGUCUUACUGCUCAAAUCUCUGCCAUCUAGGAGUUAAAUCACUUUGUUUAUGCAGCCCUAGUCACACCUCCCUGCAUAUGACUAACACAUCCUUCCUAACCACUUCUUGUAAAGCAGCUAUGUCAAACUCGCGGCCCACAACUAAUAUUUAUGCGGUGAGGGAGCACUGAGUGUAAGCUCUCCCUGCAGUAAUGCAGGGAGCCGGAAUAUAAUAGGGAGCUGAGCAGGGAGAGUUUACACUCUGCGCUCCUUCACUGCCUGCCCACCCACCCCCAUGCCUGCCCAGCAGCCCCACUAGACCCCAGGUAAGAAACCAAGCCUGUAUGUCUAUCGUUGUGUGUGUGUGUGUGUGGCUGUGGUUGUGUGUGUGUGGCUGUGGUUGUGUGUGUGUGGCUGUGGUUGUGUGUGUGUGGCUGUGGUUGUGUGUGUGUGUGGCUGUGGUUGUGUGUGUGUGGCUGUGGUUGUCUGUGUUGUGUGUGUGUGUGGCUGUGGUUGUCUGUGUGGUUGUGUGUGUGUGUGUGUGUGUGUGCUGUGGUUGUGUGGUUGUGUGUGGUUGUGGUUGUGUGUGUGUGGCGUAUGGCUGUGUGUGUGUGUGUGGCUAUGGCUGUGUGUGUGUGUGUGGGCGCUAUGGCUGUGUGUGUGUGUGGGGCUGUGUGUGUGGGGCUAUGGCUGUGUGUGUGUGGCUAUGGCUGUGUGUGUGUGUGGCUAUGGCUGUGUGUGUGUGGCUAUGGCUGUGUGUGUGUGGCUAUGGCUGUGUGUGUGUGUGGCUAUGGCGUGUGUGGGGCUAUGGCUGUGUGUGUGUGGCUAUGGCUGUGUGUGUGUGGCUAUGGCUGUGGUGGCUGUGUGUGUGUGUGUGUGUGGUGUGUGGUGGUGGCUAUGGCUGUGUGUGUGUGUGGUAUGGUGUGUGUGUGGCUAUGGCUGGCUGUGUGUGUGUGUGUGUGCGCUAUGGCUGGCUGUGUGUGUUUUAAGGAGUAACGCGAGGAUCCGCUUUUUAAAGGUGCGGAUGGGGCCAUUGAGGGUAUGCCAGAGACUGGACUCCAGACAUUGCUUAAUGUUUUUUUUUUUUUUUUUUAAAUAAACAGGGGCAGGGUUUAGUAGACGAGGGGGGGGGAGACCAAGGGUUUAGAAGAGGGGGUGAAAAUUUACGUUUUUUUUUUUUGUUUGUUUUUCAGCCCACAUAAACUUAAACCUUGUUUAUUUGGCCCUUACUAGUUUUUGAGUUUGACAUGCUUGUUGUAAAGUGACAUCUGUUUACUACACUUUUAUUAUCUCCUGCACUGUUAAUAGCUUGCUAGACCUUGCAGGAGCUGAUUGGACAGCAACAAAAAGUAUGGGGCAUUAUCGAUACACAAAGACUGCUUCAGUAAGCUAAAGUUGUUUUGGUGGCUAUAGGGUCCCUUUAAAAUCAGCGUGCUAACGCUGCAGAUUGCAUAAAGCCUUUGCAAGUCCUCUGUUUUUUCCCCAGCCUAUACUUUUUGUUGCUGUCCAAUCAUAGUCUUCCCAAUGCAGCUCUGACAUAUCUUUGCAAGGCAGAUCCCCCUGUGCAAUUGCAGCCUGUUGAAUUUAGCUCUUCUGAGCUAAACAACCAGGAAGUAGCAGAACCACUUCUGAUUCAGUGUUUAAAAUGUAAAGUCUGAUGGUACUAGCCUUGGCAAAGCUCCUUGCCAUAGCAUACUCGCCAAGGGCUGUAACAAUGUUAUUUUAUAAAAUUGCUUAUUUCUAUUUAAAUGGGGGAAAAACAGAGGGUGCACUGUUGACAAAUACAGCACUUCUGCAAGCUAAAAUGCUUUAUGAUUUUGAAUUGUUCUUUUUAUGUAAUCUGAUUUUUAUAGUUGGUUUUUGAGACUUUAUUUAUUUUUAAGCAAGUUGUUUUGGGUAACAGAAUAUCCCUUUCCUUUUGGCACAAGUGUAUGGUCAGUGAGGCCAUGGAUUGACUGCUUGGGACAUUUUGAAUUAUCAAUGGAUAGAUCAAGAAAAAAUGCAUGAUAUGAUACCUACAUGUUCACCAAAAGUGUGAAACUAAUCGCUUUUUAUUUGUUUUUCUUUACUUACUUUUGUUCAUGCGUAUUAAACAUGGGAAUUGUGAUGUACACUAUUUGUGCAACUCUAUAUGUCAGCCUGUUCAUCCAAGUUAUUGUUAAUUUAGUAACACAAAUUACACAAACACUUGAUUAUUUCUACUACAGAUAAAAUGAAAGAUGCUUUGAUUGCCAAAUUGGCUAACCAAGCUGCUGAUUACUAUGGGGAUGCUUUUAAACAGUGUCAGAACAAGGAUACAUUACCAAAGGUCAGUAUGACUAAUGUUCCUUUUUAAGAAUUUUUUUUUUUUUUUUUUAAUAUAUUCUUUAUUUACACAAUGCAAAAGUCGUAAUUUACAUAAUAAACUAAUACAGUGAAUGAAAAACAAAAUGCAAUCUUCACAGUGAAACUAUAUUGUCAACUCAAGUCAAGGAUUCAGGGAUAUUGCAUGGUUCAUAACAAUAUAUCACUCUCGUUUGAAGCCUCCCUAGCUAUGAGCAUAUUGACAAGCUGUAAAAAGGGAAAUUCCACUUUAGGGAAUACUCGUUAGAUGUAGAGCAGUGUGCAAAGAGCGAAAGAGAUAAAAUCCCCUGAACUGGAAUGAUAAAGACAACAAACAUCAACUAGCAUAGUAAUGGCAGUGGAGACCAGGAAGGUUUGUGGAGAAAAGCCAAAAGGAAAUUGUGAUAAAGUAUGUGGACGGGAAAAUGGGUAACAUGUGUAAUAACUGUCUGAAAGGUUUGUGAUUUUAGUGAAAACAUGAUUAAAAAUAGUUUUAUAGAAAUUGUAGACAUAGUUCACUAGUUAAUUUCUUUAAUUUCUUUAAUCCUGACACGCUGGAGCUUUUUUUUUUUUUUUUUUAAGUGAGAACAUUCACUUUUUUAUUUUCAUUUAUCAUAAAGAUUAAUUAUAUUUUAAAAUAUUUACCUUUUCUCCAGAGCUGUUGAUGCUGCCAUGAUCUUGAGUUUUUAUGUAUUACAGUAUUGUCACAUUAUUGCCUCCUGCUUCUACACAAUUGAGCAUGCUGCGUGAAAAGCAUUUAGUGGGGCGUUACUGGUAAUUGAUCAGUGAAAGCUAGGCGUGCAGUACAUGACUUGAAACAUCUUACUUUUGUUAAUUGAGAACUCAAGUCUGCUUAUUUGAAGAAUAAAAACAAAUUCAAGAUCAUAAAACACAUAUUAAAAGUGUUGGGGUUUUUUUAUACAUAAGGAAUAUACAACAACAUAUGGGAAUGUCUAACAUAAUGACAAACAGAUAAUAUAAAUUUAUAUAAAACCAAGAGGUACCAAACAACUGUGGGGUUUUUUUUUUUUUUUUUUUUUUUUUUACCUAUAGUACAGUGCUGUAGAAUGUGUUCAUGUUUUUAUAAUGUGUUCAUGCUGAGGGGGGUGGAAGGGGUUAAUCGCUUACCUCUUUUCCAGCGCUGGGGACUCUCCUCCCUCUUCUUCCGUCAUCGGCUGAAUGCGCAUGCGCGGCAAGAGCCACGCGCGCAUUCAGCCAGUCCAUAGGAAAGCUUUCUUAAUGCUUUCCUAUGGACGCUGGCGUCUUCUCACUGUGGAAGUCACAGUGAGAAGCGCGGAAGCGCCUCUAGCGGCUGUCAAUCAGACAGCCACUAGAGGCUGGAUUAAUCCUAUUGCAAACACAGCAAUUUCUCUAAAACUGCUAUGUUUACAGCAAAAAGGGUUAAACCUAGAUGGACCUGGCACCCAGACCACUUCAUUAAACUGGUCUGGGUGCCUAUAGUGGUCCUUUAAAUAUUUCAAAAAGUGUAUAUAUAAAAUAGCAGAGUCAUAGAGUAGUAAAUAAACCCCUUUUUUCGCUUAAUAUAGGGUUUCCCCAUUAACUAUAUAAUGAAGAGGCAGACAUGUAAACUAAACAAGUAUACAGAUGUGUAUACUUAAACACUAUAUGCCAAUUGUCUUUAUGCCCAUCCUGUAUAUUUUAUUCUUAUUUGUGGAAUGCUAUAAAAGAUUCAGUUCUGACGUUCUUGCUGUGAAAUAGCUUUAGGUGAUUAGACAAUUUUAAAAUUAUUUAAAAUAAAUAAUGACAAACAGGUUGAACUACUUGGCUUUUAAAUGGUUUGAUAUUCACCUUGUAAAUCCUCUGCUUUUAAAUCACAAGCCUUGUCUUGGUCAUUUUAUGCUUUUAUAUUUCUUGGUCUUCUUGGUGCAUGCUCUCUUUUAUUAGUAGUCUCUUGGGAAUACUAAUUGGAUUGAAUUAAAUGAGUGAAAAAUUAACAUCCUUCUGUACGUUGCUUAUUUUCAAUGCCUUUGAUAAUUUCUUCACAUUUAAUUCAACCUUUUUCUAAUGGUUUAACCUAUCUAAGUGGUUGGUGCACGGUCCUAAUCUACUUUCUUCCCCCUUUAUCUUUCUUGACCUCCCUUGUGUCUGUGGCUGUUUUUGUGUGGUUGGACUCUCCCCUGGUCAGUAUUUCUAUUUCCAGGAGGUGAUCCCUGUGCUGGCUGCCAAACACUGCAUAAUGCAAGCCCAUGCUGAAUAUCACCAGUCAGUCCUGGCAAAGCAGCAAAAGAAAUUUGGUGAAGAAAUUGGGAGGUUACAGGCAAGUAUUUUAAAUGUUUGUUUUUCCUUGUAAAGUGCUCCCAUGUUUAAGAUUGUGUGAUUUCCAGUUGACUGAAAAUUUCAUAACCCCUUGUAAAUUGUGUGAACUAUUUAUUUAUUUUUCCCUAAAGUAAUUUUAGUGGUUUUCUUUCCAAGAAUAAAUUAAUUACUCACUCAAAUAACGGAAUAUUUAAAAUUUAGGUCCACAUGCCACAGGGAGAAAUAGUUUUGAAAGUUUGAAGGCAUAUCCAAUUUUCCCACAAAUAGGUAGGGGAAAAAAAUUAUCUUUGAUUCCAAAAUGGCCAUCAGAUAUCUCCUUGUGUAGUGCUAGAGAUUGCGUAUCCAUGGCAAGAUUUAUUGAUUACACAGAAACACGUGUGGUUGGUUUUAGGGCAGGAAUUUUAUUACCAAAGGGUUAGCAGGAUUAACAGAAAUAGCAUCUGUUGCAACAAAGCGGUUUGUCCCAUCAAUCCUGGAAAAUCAUGCAAUAUGGAAAAUGCAUAAAGGCAAAGUAUGUAUUAAGAUAAGGAUUCAGAAGAUAUUCCUAAACCACUUCAGUCAGGCUCUCUACGCAUUGUGCAUGGUUUCUUUUUCUCUCUCUUGAGAAGAGAUCAUGAUGUACCAUGACCACUACAUCGUGUUUUAAUAGCUAUGGUUCUUUGAGUGUGUCUUUAAGUUUAGAUCUUUGAGCUAGAGCUGCAACCAAAAUUUGUGGCAUAAAGGGCAAUUAUUAUUAUUUUUGUUAUUUAUAUAGUGCCAUCAAAUUCCACAGCGCUUUACAGUUGGUGGAUGAAAAGACAUGAAGUUGUGAUCAGACAAGUUGGACAUACAGGGACAGGGGGGUUGAGGGCCCUGCACAAUGAGCUUACAUACUAGAGGGAGUGGGGUAAAGUGACACAAAAGGUAAGGAUAGUAUUAGAAUAAUGGCAGUUUGCAAGAGAGGAAUCAGUCGGGAGCUAUUACAGUUUAAUUGAUACACUUUUAUGAAGAAGUGGGUUUUUAGUGAUUUUUUUUUUUUGAAGGAGUGGAGACUGGGUGAGCAUCUAACAGAGUAGGGAAGUGAGUUCCACAGGAACGGUGCAGCCCUGGAGAAGUCUUGAAGGCGAGCAUCAGAGGUGGGAGGACGGACAGAAGAUAGACGCAAGUCUUCAGCAGAGCGUAAGGGCCUAGACGGGGGGCAUACUUGUGUAUUAGUGAGGAUAGAUAGGUGGUAGCAGCAAUCUAUCUGAACAAGUGGACAGCCUACCCAAUGUCUACAAAAACUACAGUUUGUCAGACACACUCCUAGGAGAAAAAAAAAAUAUAAAAAGCUUUGAUAGUUCUAGGUAUCCCAGUUGUUUCCCAAGUCACUCUGAACCCAAAAUAGCAAGUGACACCAGGUACUGCUUCUUCCAAUAUAGCAUAUGAUACCGCACUCAAUAAUUUUUAAAAUAAGUAAUUACUCUAUUUAAUAAAUAAUUAAUUUUGCAAGUGUAGUUAUAUUUAAUUUAAUAUAUGCAAAAAAGUGAGAAGAUACUACAAGAAUAAGUUUUCUGGAGAUGAUAUAUCCUAUGACAACCAACGAUACUCCAUGCAUGUAUAAAUAAACCCCUACAAAGUCCGACUUACUAUGUAGUGAUAGUGCUAAACUGCACUUAUAUAUUUGAGAGCCCAGAUUGCUAUCUGGAAGAUUUCUUGAAAAAGGAAGUACAAAAAAUAAAAAUUGAAAAAAAUUAUAGAAAAUAAUGAAAAAUAGAAAAAUCGAAGGGGCUAUCAAGGUCCCGAGCGCGCAGCCCAGCACCUCAAGACAUUUGAGAUACUCCCAGCACUUUACCGAUACUGGAGAGACCUUAUAUGCAUCCAGGGAGAAGUAGCAGGACUACCAGUAUAUCUUGUACUGUGAACAGCUCAUUGUACCAUCAAUUGUAUAUAUUACAGCUUUGUCUGCAACAGGACCUGCCUCUACAGAAAUAUUGGUGACAUCCACCCAAACAUCAUAGUGUGUACACACUGGGACUGUAUAUACAUUAUUUUUUUUCAUUAUUUUCUAUAAUUUUUUUUCAAUUUUUAUUUUUUGUACUUCCUUUUUCAAGAAAUCUUCCAGAUACCAAUCUGGGCUCUCAAAUAUAUAAGUGCAGUUUAGCACUAUCACUACUAAGUAAGUCGGACUUUGUAGGGAUUUAUUUAUACAUGCAUGGAGUAUCGUUGGUUGUCAUAGGAUAUAUCAUCUCCAGAAAACUUAUUGUUGUAGUAUCUUCUCACUUUUUUGCAUAUGUUAAAUCAAAUAUAACUACACUUGCAAAAUUAAUUAUUUAUUAAAUAGAGUAAUUACUUAUAUUAAAAAUUGAGUGCAGUAUCAUAUGUUAUGUUUGUUUUGAGGUAAAAGGGCUACCUUGAUACCUUGCACCGAUACGGAUAAAAGAGUGCCUGUACAUAUAAUUGUACUGCUUCUUCCAAUGCAGAUCACAGAAGCACUUUAGCUCUAUCCUGAAAAGUAAGAAGAUAGUCCCAUUGUCAUGCCCUUGGGCCACAGCAAUUAUUUAAUUUCAAGAAACAAAGUACCUGGGCACAAAAAAACCUAAUUUGCCAUCCAUAGUGCUGUGAACUUCCAAUACAAACCAACAGAAUAACUCCCAACACAAAACUAUAUUACUUUAAAAUUUCUUCCAAAAAAAGAGCAAUCAAAGAAGUAUCCCGAAGCAAAAUAACUUGGACGAGUAACUCCCAAGAUGCAUAACUAAACAUUACAAUCCACAGAAACCACUUAAAAUAACACUCCAGGCACAUUAACAAUUGCAGCUCAAUAAGGCUGUGAUGGAAUUUUUGGGCACCAUCUUACCUUAAGGGAUUAAUCGAUCUAUAAAAGCAUGCAUCCCCCAGGGUUUUGUGUCUCCAUCUUCUGCCCUACCUUCAAUGCUGAAGCCUUGUAUUUGACAUUGCUUAUAGUCUGAGUGCAUAAAUUGACAUUCUCAGCCCAACACCGGUCUUCAAUUGAGAAAUAUGCUUUAGAAUAGAAACAACGCCCUGUCCAAAGCUUAUGUGUUGAAAUUGGGAUCAGAAGAGGAGACAAAAGGGACCUGGAGGAUGGGCUUUGUCUGGCGUCCCGACCCUACAGACACCAUAGCUUAAUUAAGAUUACAUUUUUAUGGUCCCCGGACGGUUCCUUUUAAAAUAUUUAGCAAUCCUAGCUGGAAAUGUUUAAUUUAUCAUUUACCGCACUGCUCAUUCUGCACUCUGGUCCUUCAAGAUCUAAUAUGGAUAGUACCCUGGAAGAAGUCGGAUCUCAGUACAGCUCCACUAGUAACAGGUGUGCAAAAUCUGGUAAAAUAAAUUAAUCAAAGACUCCAAACAGUAGUAUUCUGUAUCUGUUCACAAACACUAUGGCUUUCCUUUAAAUCACUAAGGAGAAAAAGAACAAUUGUCACAUAAGUGAUUUUCCAAACUUGUCUAUUUUGGCUUACAGCUUAAUUUGCUUACAGAUUACCAUUAAUCACUUGUUAGUUAGUGAACCCUUACAUGUUUUAGAUAAACUACUAUAACUGAUAAAGUCAAUAAAAAUGGUUCAUAUUGGAAAUUUGUUGUUGGAAGAUAAGCUAGAAGCUAUCCAUGUAUAAUCAUAGUUAUUCUGUAUAUAAUCACAGUAUUACCUCAUAGGUAGUAACCAGUGGUAAAUUAAACCGGGCAUUAUUUAAUGUAAUCCAGCAAAAAUAUGUUUAAAACAUCAGAAAAGUGAUUUUAGAUUUUUUAUUUAACCCCUUAAGGACUGAGCCAAAUGUACACGUUGUGAACGAAACAAAAUGUAAACAAAACCUGGCAUUUGCGCUACACAUCUGUCCAACUGUAAUUCACCUCUUUCAUAUUAAAUGCACCCACCCUUAUUAUAUAUCAUUUUAUUCAGGGGAAACAGGUCUUUCAUUUAAUAUCAAAUAUUUAGUUAUGAAACAUAAUUUAAUAUGAAAAAAAUGGGAGAAAAUAAGAUUUUUUUAGUUUUGUUUUGUUUUUUAGUUUUACAUGACAUUUUAACUGUCAAUGUCAUAAUAGUGUUUGCUUUUACUGCAAUAAAAUACACAUAUUUGUAUUCAGCAAAGUCUCACGUGUAAAACAGUACCCCCUAUGUACAGGUUUUAUGGCGUUUUGGGAAGUUACAGGGUCAAAUAUAGCACGUUACAUUUGAAAUUGAAAUUCGCCAGAUUGGUUACGUUGCCUUUGGGACUUUAUAGUAGCCCAGGAAUGAAAUUUACACCCAUAAUGGCAUACCAUUUGCAAUAGUAGACAACCCAAGGUAUUGCAAAUGGGGUAUGUCCAGUCUUUUUUUAGUAGCCAUUUGGUCACAAACACUGGCCAAAGUUAGCGUUAGUAUUUGUUUGAUAUAUAUAUUUCGUUCUACGUGUAUUUUGAUAUAAAUAUAGAUAUUGAUAUCACAAUACAGUUAGAACGAAAUAAAACACAUCUUUAUAUUUUUUAAUAAUUUUUUAAAAUUAUUUUGAAAAUUUUAUUUAACGUAUUUACAUAUUUCAUUUCUUUUAUUAUAUAUAAAUAUAUAUAUAUAACAAUUAUAUAUUUAAUCAAUAUCAGUCUACGUGUAAUUUGAUAUUAAUAUAUAAAUAUAUAUAUUAAUAGUAAAUACACCUAGACAGUGUAUUUGUGUGUGUGUGUAUAUAUAUGUAUGUGUGUGUGUAUAUAAUGUGUAUAUAUAUAUGUGUGUGUGUAUAUAUAUAUAUAUAUAUAUAUAUAUAUGAUGUAAGUAUAGAUUUUUUUUUUGAUUUUUUUUUUUUUACUUUUUACACUUUUUAACUUUAAUUUUAUUUUAUUUCCAGCCAGCAGGGGGACUACCUGUCAUUACAGGCAGCCCCCCUGCUGACAAUGCAGCAGCCAGCUAUCCCGGCCAUGUGAUUGUGAGGUCCUCACAAAGGACUUCACUCUCACAUGGCCUGGGGGGCUGCCAGAAGGAAGAUCUGCUGCGAGGGGGCUCCCUGGGAGUCCCCCCAACCGUGAUCGCCGGUGUGUGAUCGCCGGCGACCGGGUAAGUAAUGAAAGACCGGAGGGCGUACUAUUAUGCCCGGUGGCGUUUAGAGACGCCUAAAAUAGGGCUUAAUAGUACGCCCUCUGGUCUGAAGGGGUUAAAGGGACUCUAUAGUCACCAGAAGAACUACAGCUUAUUGAAUUUGUUCUGGUGAGUGGAAUCAUUACCUUCAGGCUUUUUGAUGUGAACACUGUCUUUUCAGAGAAAAUCCAGUGUUUACAUUGCAGCCUAGUGAUAACUUCACUGGCCGCUCCUCAGAUGGCUGUUAGAGAUCCUUCCUGGGUCGUGGCUGCAUAAAAUGCAUCCAAACAUUCAGUGUCUCCUCCCUCUGCAUGCAGACACUGAACUUUUCUCAUAGAGAUUCACUGAUUCAAUUAAUCUCUAUGAUGAGAUUCUGAUUGGCCAGGGCUGUGUUUGAAUUGUGCUGGCUCUGCCUCUGAUCUGCCUCCUUGUCAGUCUCAGCCAAUCCUAUGGAGAAGCAUUGUGAUUUGCUCAACCACCACUUCUGAUGAUGUCAGAGGAAGUUCACAGGCAGAGGCUGCAGCUUCAGACUUGAAUACAAUUAAAAUUUUACUAUCCAAGGGGGCUAGAUAGUAGUUUUAACACUAUAGGGUCAGGGAUACAUGUUUGUGUUCCUGACCCUAUAGUGCUCCUUUAAAGAAUGUGUUUGUGGAUUCCAUUGCACUUUUGUACACCUCCCACCACCAAUUGCUGUAAUACUCCUUUAUAAAGAAUGUGUAUUUAAUCUUGCCAUGAAAGAAACACCAUUACCUCUCUGAAACUCAUUGUAGUGGUUAUAGUACUAUGAUUCAUUGAGGCACUGUUCUCAGGGGCGUUUUAGCCGCGAGGCAAGGCAUUUGCCUUGGGCAUUUUUCAGGGGGCGGCAAAAAACGCCGCCCCCCCCCCCAGGGCAGAUGCUUUGUUAGCCUCGGCGGCUAACUGACUGCUGGCUCCCUGGGCUGGCGGGCGGCGCUGGGCUCAAGUAAUGAAGACCGCAGGGCGACUAUUAUCCGGUGCGUUUAGAGCGCCGCAAAAUGAGGCUUAAUCUACGCCCUCGGUCUGAAGGGGUUAAAGGGCUCUCCCUCACUUGAAGCCUACAGCUUAUUGAAUUUGCCUGGUGAGUGGAACAUUACCUUCAGGCUUUUUGAACCCUGACUGUCUUUUCAACUCCCAGCAGUGUUUACAUUGCAGGUAGUGAAUAACUUACUGGCCGCUCCUAAGAUGGUGUUAGAGAAGGGUGUGGUGUGUAAAAUGCUGUCAAACAUCUGUGUUCCUGUGUGUGUGAGUGUGUGAAUGUGUGUGUCUGACUGUCAGUGAGUGUGUGUUUGCCUGUGAGUGUGUGUGUGUGUGUGUCAGUGAGUGUCUGUUAAUGUGUGUGUCUGCUAGUGAGUGUCAGUGAGUGUGUGUGUGUCUGCAAGUGAGUGUGUGUGUCAGUUAAUGUGUGUUUGUUAGUGUGUGUGAGUUUGUGUGUGUGUCUGCUAGUGAGUGUGUGUCUGUUAGUGAGUGUGUGUCUGUUAGUGAGUGUGUGUCUGUUAGUGUGUGUGUCUGACUGUCUGUUAGUGUGUAUGUGUGUGUCUGACUGUGUGUCAGUGAGUGUGUCUGACUGUGUGUGUGUGUGUCUUUUAGUGUGAGUUUGUGUGUCAGUGAGUGUGUGUCUGUGUGUGUGUGUGUUUCUGUUAGCGAGUGUAUGCGGAUCUGUCGGUGAAUGUGUGUGUGUGUAUUUAGAAGGCGGGGCGGGGCGGGGGGAAGGGUUGGGGGGACUGGGGGGGGGGGCGCCUGAGUUUUGUCCUGCCUAGGGCAGCACAAAACCAGGAUACACCACUGACUGUUCUACUAACCUAUCUUGGAGUGAUUUGGCAUAAACCAGGGUUCUCCCUUGCUUGUUAUCCCAAUCCCAACACUCUUAGCCUGUCUUUGCUGUCUAAUGUGGACAGAUUUACAUUUGUUAAAGAGUGAAGUGUAAUCUGUACAUUAUCAGUAUGGAUGUGGAGAGAGGAACUGGCAGUUGGUGCUGGGGAGAACCACCAUAUGUAUUAAAUCUCUCAGAUGGUUUGACAAAACAGAGGGGCAGUGCACUGAAGCUUAUGGUGAUUUGAGUGUUCCUUAAUUAGAAUUAUUUUUUUUAAAUAAUAUAUAUCAAACAUUUCAACAAGGGCACUCCAGCACCAUAACUCCCUAUUAUGAGGGUUACAGUGCAAUAAAUCUUUGAGUGCUGUUCUUUCACACUCACUCUUCUACUGCAAUCCAAUUUGUUUGGUGGAGUAUAGUCUCACUUCCGCAUUAUCAUUUCAAAACCAAAGUCUCUCUCCUUACAUAACCAUACCAAGAAGCUGUAGUUGUGGGGCUAAAGUGUCAUGUUACGCUUGUAAUGACAUUAAAAUAUAUAUAUAUUUUUUUUUUCUCCCCAAUUCUUUUGUAGCAUGCCUCUGAUUUGGUGAAGACCGUAGCUUCCCGCUAUGAUGAGUAUGUUAAUGUAAAAGACUUGGCUGAUAAAGUCAGUCGUGCACUUACAGCUGCCAAGAAGGACAAUGAUUUCAUUUAUCAUGAUAAAGUUCCAGAUUUGAAAGAACUUGAAGCAAUUGGAAAAGCUUCUAUUGUGAAACCAUCACCUGUUGUGAUUCCUCUCAGCCAGAAAUACAGUGGUGGGCCUUUUGUGAUUUACUUGUAUGCUCUAUAUAUUGUUGUUGUAAUACUUAAUAUGGAGUUUGUAAUAAUGGUAAUGGUAAUAUGUGCACAAUGCAGUUUUUCUUUCCCUCUCCUCUUCUUCCUUUCACUGCUUUUCUCUUUAAAGGGAGGGGGGAAAUUUAAGUUUUUUUUUUGCAAUUCUUUUACCUCUGAUGGUCCAUAGGGAAGGACACUUGCAUUUGUCAAUAGCUGAUUAUCACUCAAAGUGCCUAAGGACUAAAAAGAAAUAAAUACUUACCUCUGUAUCUCAGGCAAUCCAAUGUUUUCCUAUAGGAAAGCAUUGGGAGAUUAGUGUGCAUGUGCGUAAGUUCAUCGAGCAGCACCAAUUAUAUGGUCUCUAUUAAACCAUCUGUUUGAAAUGGUGUUUUACACUGCUUUUUUGUCGGAAGGACCUCUAGUGGCUGUCAUUGUGACAGCUGCUAGCCACAUGUUAACCAUGGAAUGUAAACAUUGCCGUUCCUACGGAAAACAUGCUUGAUAUGUUUGAUUCUUGAUUGUACUUGGAGUUGGAAUCCCUGUGAAUACAAAUUAUAGAAGUACAUACUUAAAACUUGCUUGAAAUCUGAAUGGAGACCUACAGAAAGUCAAGAAAUUUGAAUUGUCUGCCGUGUUAUCUUCAAAUCUGUUUGUUUAGGGUUGUGAAACUAUGCUUGAAAUCUCUUGUGUUCAAGUGCCACCCUGGCAGGAUCAGCUCAGUUGCUCCAUUGUGUUCUGUGCAGUGGAGUACAUUCUGGGGUCGCAGGGGUCACGGCUGCGACCGGGCCCGGCCCACCAGGGUGCCCGGCCGCCCUGCGACCCGGUAUUCACGCCAGUGGCAGUGUGGCCACAUUUUGCCAGCCUCUUCUCCUGGGGGGCCCAGGAGCUGACCACCUCAGGGCCCGCUGAGGCUGGCAGUGGCUUCAGUUUGCCGGCGGGCUGCUGGGCACGGGCACGCGAGGAAGGGAGCACUCCAUAAUAGCACAAGAGAGAUUAAAAUCUCCCAAAUGCCCCUACUCACUAUACCGCGAGUAGAGGCAUGUCUACUAAACAGUGAGCAGCCUGUGGCUGCUCCCUGUUGAAAAAAAAAAGACAUGCGGCGGGUGGGGGCCAUGAAGAUAAUGAGGGGGGGGGACCUACUGUCCUCCCCCCCCCGGCCCCCACCCCUGAGCGGUGGGUGGGGGCCCUAAUAAAACUAUAAGGGGGGGGAACCUACUGUCCUCCCCCCCUGGCCCCCACCCCUGAGCGGUGGGUGGGGGCCCUAAUAAAACCAUAAGGGGGGGGACCUACCUCCCCCCUCCCCCACCCCUGAGCGGUGGGUGGGGGCCCUAAAUAAAAAUGGGGGGGGACCUGUCCCCCCCCCCUGGCCCCCACCCCUGCGCGGUGGGUGGGGGCCCUAAUAAAACCAUAAGGGGGGGGACCUACUGUCCUCCCCCCGGCCCCCACCCCUGAGCGGUGGGUGGGGGCCCUAAAUAAAGAUAUGGGGGGAACUUCUGUCCCCCCCGGCCCCCACCCCUGCGCGGUGGGUGGGGGCCCUAAUAAAACAAUAAGGGGGGGGGGACCCUACUGUCCUCCCCCCCUGGCCCCCACCCCUGCGCGGUGGGUGGGGGCCCCAAUAAAACAAUAAGGGGGGGGGCCUACUGUCCUCCCCCCCCCGGCCCCCACCCCUGAGCGGUGGGUCGGGGCCCUAAAUAAAGAUAUGGGGGGAACUUCUGUUCCCGCCCCCACCCCUGCGCGGUGGGUGGGGGCCCUUAUAAAACAGUAAGGGGGGGGGACCUACUUCCUCCCCCCCUAGCCCCCACCCGUGCGCGGUGGGUGGGGGCCCUAAUAAAACCAUAAAGGGGGGGACCUACUGUCCUCCCCCCCUGGCCCCCACCCCUGAGCGGUGUGUGGGGGCCCUAAUAAAACCAUAAGGGGGGGGGACCUACUGUCCUCCCCCCCGGCCCCCACCCCUGAGCCAGCAGCACAGCGCGCUCCGCGGUACAGGAACUUCAAUUUCAGGUUCCGGUUUCUGGCGGGACUGAAAGGAAGUGCACACUUCCUUUCAGUCCCGCCGGAAACCGGAACCUGAAAUUGAAGUUCCUGUACCGCGGAGCGCGCUGUGAAGCCGGCCCACGCUACAAGACAGGUAAGUAAUUAUGUGACAAUGGGAGGGGGGGGGACACUAUGGGAUGAGAACACCAUUGGACAAGGGGAGGAGGUGUUAACAAUCACUAUGGGACAGAGGAAAGGGGGGGUUUAAAGAUAACUAUGGGACAAGGGAGGGGGGUUAAAGAUCAUUAUGGGACAGGAGAGGGGAGUGGGUGGUAAGGAACAAAAAAUUGCUUAAAAAAAAAUAUUCUGAACAAACUGUCCCAUAGUAAGAAACACCAUGGAACAGUUCAGAAUAUUUUUUUUUUUUUCUGGGUUUCCUCCUCUAAAAACUAGGUGCGUCUUAUGGAACGAAAAAUACAGUACUUUUGAAUAGGUUGGCAUGUCAUACAGAUUCAGCAAGACAUGUUUAAACUUACAGGAAUGGGAUGAUGACUUUGCUCAAAUAAGCUGAACAGAGGCAAAAAUACAUGAAAAAUAAUGGUAAAAUACAUUCUUUUCAUAGUUAAAAUGAAUUGUUUGGUUUUACACCUAUGCACUUCUAUAAACAUUAUGUACAUUGAAUAGUGGUGUAGAAGAAGUUGAUAACUGUGACAACAAAGGAAACCUACAAUUGGUUUGUUCUAUGCCUUCUGAAGAAGUGGGUUUAACUUUGUAGUAGAUUUCUUGAAGGUGUGCAGAGUGGUAGUUAAAUGGUACAAAUUAAGUUCAUAAGAAUGUUAUGAUCUAAGAGGUGACAAGUGGGAGUGUGCAUAGAGAACAGGUGUAAAUCUUCAAAAGAGCGGAGGUGUUAGGAAGGGGACGUAAUUAUUUACUUUUUCUUCCCUGAUAUUUCAGUUUUCUUUGUCCCCCUUAAAUAUAUUUUUAAAUCCAUUUUGCCCUUCUUGUUUUGUGUUACAGAUCUGUUUGAGAAAAUGGUGCCUUUAGCAGUGCAGCAGUCUUUGAGUGCCUACAAUCAGCGAAAAGCUGAGCUUAUUAAUGCAACAAUUGUUCAAAUGAGAGAUGCCACAACCUUAUCUAAUGGGUGAGUACUGAAAUAAUUACAAAACCUACUUUACUACCAAUUUUAAAGUGUUACAUAAUAAAAACAAACUUUACUACCAUAUUUUUUUGUAACAUUUAGCCACACAAGAGAAUAUUCCUGUAGACACUUUCCUCUUUUUUUCUUUUUUUUUUUUUUUUAAUAUAGGGUACUUGCUUCUUUAAAUCUUCCUGCUGCAAUUGAGGAUGUGUCUGGUGACAGCAUACCACAAUCAAUUCUACAGAAGUCAAAGGCAGUUAUUGAACAGGGUGGUAUUCAGACAAUUGACCAGCUAAUAAAAGACCUUCCUGAAUUGCUUCAAAGAAACAAGGAAAUUCUUGAGGAGGUAAGCUAAAAAAAAUCCUAAAGCUGCUCUUCAUUUUUGUGAAAAACAAACAAAAGCCAAUUUCACUCCUCUGCAAAGCGAAGUGAAAACUUUUUGCUCUCUAAGCCUAAAAUGAGUUGCCCUCUAGUGCUUGGCUCUUUUUAUACAGAGUACUCACAGGAAGGUCUUGUUUUUCCCCUCUUUCUGCAUAUUGUGUAAAAAUACAGAACAAAAGAGGCAAAUACUGACCUGAACCAAGAUGUUGCAUAUUAUUUGACUCUGAUACCAAAUAUGCAGCAUGUAUCAUUAUAGCCACAUACAUAUCUAUUCUGAUCGAACAUUUAGUCUGUUUUGGAAUCUGCCUACCUACCAUAUACUGCAGGUUGCUUUCAAAUUUAUAUACGAAAAGUACUGAAGCCUUUUUAUUUUCUAAACCUGGCUUAUGUUCCAAAAUAGAGAUUAUUUUGGGUACUUUGAAUGACCAAUGCUUUAUUGAACCAAAAUGAACAUAUCUUCGUUGCACAUAAUUGUGUAUUUUCUUUUUUUGUCUGGAAACGCAAAGAAAAUGCACACAUUGCCAUUCAAUUGUACAUACAUAGUUUUGAUAAAUGACAGCAAAGAUUUUGCAUUUCAUUUUAUGACUCUGUAAUAAAAAAUGCAUAAUAAAACUUUGUAGAUCUGUAUAAAUCUCUAAUUCGUUUUAUGUGUCUUUAUUUGUGUCCUCAAGUCCCUAAAGUUUUUGGAUGAAGAGGAAACUACUGACAAUGAAUUAAAGUCAAAGUUUAAAGAACGUUGGCAGAGAACUCCAUCCACUGAACUUUAUAAACCUUUGAGAACUGGUAAGAAAAUUGUAAUGAUGGCAAUGAUAAAAAUCCUCAUCUCUUAUUUCGUGGAUGUAACAAUACCCUAUACAUGUGCGUUUUUACUUUGUAAGGCUAAACUUAGGUCAUACACUUCAGAGUAUCAAAUUACAUAUAUCAAUAUUGCUCAAGUGUAGAAAUAUCAGCAUAAACAGUACAACAAUGUACACCUCGUACCUCUAAAUUAUAUGUGUGGUUCACUGUGUAUUUGUGUACGUGCGUGUAUGUACACUGAACAAAAUUGUAAAUGCAACAUUUUUGUUUUUGCACCCAUUUUUCAUGAGCUAAACUCAAAGAUCUAAAACUUUUUCUAAGUAUAUAAAAAGCCUGUGUCUCUCAAAUAUUGUUCACUAAUCUGUCUAAAUCUGUGUUAGUGAGCACUUCUCCUUUGCCGAGAUAAUUUUAGAGUGCCCUUUUAUUGUGGCCAGCCUAAGGCACACCUUUGCAAUAAUCAUGCUGUCUAAUCAGCAUCUUGAUAUGCCACACCUGUGAGGUGGAUGGAUUAUCUCGGCAAAGAAUUUAGACAGAUUUGUGAACAAUAUUUUGAGAUAAAUAAGCCUUGGAUCUUUGAGUUCAGCUUGUGAAAAAUGGGGGCAAAAACAAGUGUUGUGUUUAUAAUUUUGUUCAGUGUAUGUAUGUAUAGAUCUAUGCAUAUGGGGAAACAGGGGAAAAAAAGGAGCAUGUAAAUGGUUGUGCAACGUCACUUUGAAGAGUUGUGACUGCCCUUGUCUCUCCCUCUCAAUGCCCUGGUGACCCUCUGUUGUAAGGAGGUUUUGAAUUUUUUUUACCUGAGGUCCACUGGGCACUGCUUCACUUGUAUUACUGGCCUUAGUUCAGAUGAGCUAACACUGCUUAGGAACUUCUUGCUCUCCAGCAGUGCUAGUGGAGUUUGAGUGUAGUGAUAGGUGGACCCCAGGUAAGUAGUCAAUCUGUUCAAAAAUGGUGUUGCUUUUUACAGUCGGCAGCGCUAGCGCCUCUGUAUUGUUUGUUUAUUUUUUUAUUUUCUCUUUGCAGUGGAAUUCUGGGUAUGAACUAUGGAACUUCCGGUUCUGAUUUGUUGCUGGUAUCAGUUAUGGCCAACUCCACUAGCGGGGAAAAAAAAACAGUCUGGAAAAUAAUAUAUAUUAACUCCUUAAAGGACCACUAUAGUGCCAGGAAAACUAUAGUGCCCUGAGGGUAUUCAGCGCGCGCAUUCAGUCAGUCCAUAGGGAAGCCUUCUUAAUGCUUUCCUAUGGACGCUGGCGUCUUCUCACUGUGAAAAUCAGUGAGAAGCGCGGAAGCACCUCUAGCGGCUGUCAAUGAGACAGCCACUAGAGGCUGGAUUAACCCAUAGGUAAACCGAUCACGAUUGGGGGACUUGCCUGGCAUCCCAGGGAGUGCCCCUGCUGCUGAUUCGGCCCUCCUUGUGAGGACCUCACGAUCACAUGGACAGAAUAGCCAUUCAUAGCUGUGCCAGCAUGGGGAGUGCCUGGAAUGACAGGUAGUUCCCCCCUGCUGCCUGAAAUAAAUUAAAAUAAAGUUAAAACACAGUGUAAACAAAAAAACUAUAUAUACUUAGAUCUCAUAUUAUUUAUUUACACACACACACUUACACAUACACGAAGUGUCUUUUAAUAUAUAUAUAUAUUAAUUUCAAAAUACACAUAGAAUGAUCUUAAAUAUAUAUUAUAUAUAAAUACUUUAAAAAUGAAAAAGAAAGAAUUAAAAAAAUAUAUAUGUAAUUUCAUUCUAACUGUAUUUUGAUAUUAAUAUAUAUUAUCAAAAUACACUUGGAAUGAAAUGAUAUAUCUAUAUACAUAAAUAUAUGUAUAUAUCACUAUAUAGAUAUACACCUAUAUAAAAUAAUUUCAAAAAAUUAUAUAUAUUUUAAUUCUACGUAUAUAUAUUUAUGUAAUAUUUUUACAUAAUUAAGUCAUUUUAUUAAUUACAAUUUGCGGGACCUGCCUGAUAACCCAGGCAAAAAGUCCAGAGAAUUUAAUUUGCUAGCACUAUAAUUAACCCUGUAACUUUCCAAGAUACCAUAAAACCUGUACAUGGGGGGGUACUGUUUUACUCGGGAGACUUCACUGAACACAAAUAUUACUGUUUCAAAAAAGUAAAAAGUAUUACAACAAUGAAAUCAGUGAAAGUGACGUUUUUGUAUUUUUCACACACAAGCAGCACUUACACUGACGAUAUAAUAGUUUUGAUACGUUUUACGGUUUUGAAACACUAAUAUUUGUGUUAUAACCGUACCCCUCAUGUACAGGAUUUAUGAUGUUUUCAAAAGUUAGAGUCCAAUAUAAGGCUUGUGUUUCAGUUUUUUCACAUUGAAAUUCGCCAGAAUGGUUACGUUGCCUUUGAAACUGUAUGGUAGCCCAGGAAUGAGAAUUGCCCCCAUGGUGGCAUACCAUUUGCAAUAGUAGACAACCCAAGGUAUUGCAAAUGGGAUAUGUCCAGUUUUUUUUAGUAGCCACUUAGUCACAAACACUGGCCAAAGUUUGGCCAAUUUUGGCCAGUGUUUGUGACCAAGUGGCUACUAAAAAAGACUGGACGUACCCCAUUUGCAAUACCUUGGGUUGUCUACUAUUGCAAAUGGUAUGCCAUCAUGGGGGUAAUUCUCAUUCCUGGUCUACCAUACGCUCUCAAAUGCAACUUAACCAAUCUGCCAAAUUUCAGUUUGAAAAAAACUGAAAAAUGUAACAUGCUAUAUUUGACCCUGUAACUUCCCAAAACAUCAUAAAACCUGUACAUAGGGGGUACUUUUUUACAUGUGAGACAUCGCUGAAUACAUAUGUGUAUUUUAUUGCAAUAAAAGCAAACAGUAUUAUGACAUUCACAGGUAAAAUGCCAUGCAGAACUAAAAAAAUAACAUUUCUUAAUAUCUCACAUUUUUAAAAUAUUUUAUUCAUAUUAAGUUAUGUUUCAUAGCUAAAUAUUUGAUGUUAAAUAAAAGCUUAAUUUCUCCUGAAUAAAAUGAUAUAUAAGAAGUGUGGCUGCACUUAAUAUGAAAGGUGAAUUAUGGUUGAGCAGACAUAUAGUCAAAUUCCAAGUUUUAUUUACAUUUUAUUUUGAUGAAAACGUGUACUUUUGGCUCAGUCCUUAAGGGGUUAAUACUAUAUAGAUGUUCUCAAUUAUUUAGAUUCAGACCAUAUAUUUAAUUUCACAUCGUUUUAAAUUUAUUUAUUUAUUAAAGAGGGUUCCAACUUUCGUAAUGUCCUGGAUAAAGCAGUUGGAGCAGAUGCUGUUGUAAAAGAGCGCUAUUUGUCUCAUCGUGAAGCAAUAUCCAUUUUGUGUAAGCCAGAAGCACAACUCAAUGCAUCAAUUCCUUCUGCAAACCCAGCAAAAACCAUGCAGGGUAGUGAGGUAAGUCCCCUAAAAUAUUAAAAAUUAAAAUACAGCUUGAAAGAAAAGUUGAAUAUGGUUUGUAAGGCAAAUGAAAAAUGUUUUCUUUUUGUAUAGCAGCAGUAUGCAAAUUCAUUUUCACUUUACUGACAGGUAACCUAAAGUGAUGAUGAUAAUUAUUAGGUCUAUUUUUGAAAAAGGUAAAAAGAAAAAGCAUAUGCUACUCUCUGGGCCCCUGAAAUACAUAAGGGUGGUUCUAGCCUUGCAAGUAGCUCAAGGAAUGCAUGCACAGGAUGUGUGUGCGUUUGUCUGUUUUUCAGCAGCUCUACACUUGUGCAAAUGGGAAUAGUUUGGGGCCAAACAAAAAAAAUUAACGUAGUACUCUAACCCCCCAAAAAAAGUGUAUUACAGUAAUCUUUGCGGGCAUUGUCUCCUUGUCCCACCCAAGUACUUGCAAAGAAAAUAACCAUUGAACUAAAUGUCUUAUUGUGCCCAUGAGAAGUUAAUGCUAUGUUUGAUCUACUGUCAAUGUUAAGCAAAUUUGCUAAUGAACAAGCGCUAUGUUUCAUUUAUACUCGCUCCUGCUAAUAGUAGUUUAGCUCAGUUAAGCAACCAUCACCUUUUCUUUCUAUAUUUUAUAAAAAUAGUGCAGUUUAUCAGUCAUAAAAUUAAUCCGAUGUAUAUUUCCUAUUGAUGCCUUGACAUUUUAACUUAUAUGUCCUUGUGUGUUUUUUUUUUUUUUCUGCACUGCAAAAAUAUAAAGUUGACCAAAAAAAUGGAUAUAAAGCAAAAACUCACCUACAGUCCCACACCAAAAUUCUCUCUGGAGUCUGACCAUCCCCCAAAUAGAAGUGUGUUUUGGGAGAACGCUUAUAUAUUUCUAUUUUAGUUUUGAUUGGUAUUUUAACUAAGUUUUCAGUGAUAGUAUUGGUGCUGUGUCUCUGUAUACAUGUGUUAUCUAUUACCUACCUGUAUUUUUGUAUACCCACAAUUUUUUUUAUUUUUUUUUUACCAACAAGCCAGGGUAUUUGUUUUUCAGGAACCCACAUACUACGCUAAUCACAAGGGAUCUUUGAUUCAGGUAGGCACUAGCGUUUUGCGGUGCCUAGGUAACUAGGGACAGUAUUGGGGCUUCCCACGUCACUAAUCCCAUAUACACCUGUACAUCUUGGUCUCCUUGAUAAGUUACUUAUUGUACCAGGAUAUUUAUAGAGGAGUGGAUUGUCCUUACCUUUCUCUAAUAAGGGCACUGUUUGUGACGAAAGCCACUUCGCCACUGGGCAUUGGAGAAGACUACUUGCCAGCCUUUUACCCUGUGACUAUGGCACCUUUAAUUUAUUUUGGCUGAGAGACUCUAAUUGUGCCCAUUGGGACUUUAAACAUUUGUUCUUCGAACUCCUGAACAGUCGAAGUGGCCGUCUUGUUCGCAUGGGCUAAAACCGCGAAUAGACUUCAGGGGGACUUAGCCAUGAAUGCCCUGAAACUAUUUUCGGCAUGAAAAUCUUACGGUUCCCGGUCGGUCCUCCAGCUGCACUUAGCCGCGAUUCUAUGGAACUGUUUUGGGCAUGAAAUACUGUGUUCGCCUGGGCAAAACUAUGAAUUUCUGAACCCCUGAUCUGAUCUGGGUGAUUUUUUUUGAUAUGUUGUUCACCCAGAUCAGGGGAUAUGUUAUGUUUUGGAGUACUUAUGGGCCUUUAUAAAAAUGUGUGGUUUUUCUGCCUGUGGAUAAUUAAAGGACCAGUAUAAUGCCAGGAAAACACUUGUUUUCCUGGCACUAUAGUGUUAAUAGGUCCCAGGCUGAAGGGGGAAAAUCUCACCUUUCUCCAGCGCCGGGUUCCCUCCGACGUCAUCGACUGUGCAUGCGCGGCAACAGCUGCGCACGCAUUCAGUCAGUCCAUAGGAAAGCAUUUCUUAAUGCUUUCCUAUGGACGGCAGCGUUUUCUCACUGUGAAAAUCACAGUGAGAUGCGCCUCUAGCGGUUGUCAAUGAGACAGUCACUAGAGACUGGAUUAACCCAUAUGUAAACAUAGCAGGGUUAACCCUAGAUGGACCUGGGACCCAGACCAUUUCAUUAAGCUGAAGUGGUCUGGGUGCCUAUAGUGGUCCUUUUAAGUUAAUGCAUUAUGUCCCUUAAUGUCCCUUAAUUAUAUCACAGGCAGAGGGAUUGUUUACUGUAUGUGAGAGUGUCGUACUGUUAAUUACGGUUUUCAUUGGUUUACAUCCCUUGUGUCCCUGUCCUCCAUCAGGUCCAGUGUGUGUUUGCCCCUGGCCUGUAAAACUGUAUAAAAAUCCAACCUGUGCUAUUAAACUCUUCUUACCCUCAACUCGCAGCCUCGUCUCGUUUUGUAGGAAACUGCUAUAUCACUACAAGGGAUUGCUCUGAUCCUCAUACUCCCUUGGAUAAUCAUUAGCUCUUGUAUCAUUAGCUCUUCCUGCUAUGCUCUCUGAAGGAAGAGAGGUUCACCCACUGGAGCCUUGUCGUUGGUCCAGGGUGGGUUGGAGAUGGCGAGACCCCAACCAAGCUGCGGCGGUUCGUGGAGUCUGCAGUGCUUAUGGUGUCUAGUGAGGUGCUGAUGGUCCUUGGUGAGCACUAGGAGCAUCCGUCGGCGGAGGGUCCGUCACACUGUUAUUUUCUCGAUUGAGGCAGGUAGAUUGGGUGGAGAUUAUUCGUUAUUUCACUCCUCAACUCUGCCCUCCCUCAGAUGAACUUUUUAAGCACAGUCUACGUUUUUCUGAUUAUGUAAUGUUAUCUAAGCUUCUAAUAAAGUUAAUUUUUUUUAAAUUUUAUUUACUGUAUUUAUAAUUUCACUGUGCUUUUGCUCACUGUUCCUCCUAUUUUUUAUCGGUGACCAUUGGGCUAAUUUUUGUUCAUGAGUAACUACAGCAUCUAAAGGUGGGUUUGUGUUUGUACUUAAUUUAGCAUUUAUAGUUUUCUGUAAAACUGUCAUUCUUCCAGGCAAGUACACCUUCCUUAUUUUAAUUUUUUAUUAUAUAAAUAACUCUUGCUGUUGCCUGUUGCUCCAAGCUUAGCGUGGUUAUUUUCAAGACCCUGGGGCUAACCUGCUCUGUUAUACAUAGGUCAACUGUGUCUUGAUAACGUUAUCAGUUUACAAACGUCCACAAAGACACUACUUAUAUAAUUGAAUAUUAGAUAUGCUUUACAUAAUACUGCUUUAAACUAUUUGAUGUCACCGUUCUUCCCACUAGAAUGCUAUCUUUAUUCUUUGUGUUGUCUAAACUGCUUAAUAAAAUCUAUUGAGCGUAAAAAAAAAAUUUCAUUUUACUCAUUCACAUAUCUGUAAAUCCAGAAAACUGAUAAUUUUGCAGUGGUUUUACCUAUAUAGAUAGGGAGAGAGAUAAUGUUGUUUGGAUGAAUUUCCUUUUGGAGAGGUGAAUGUCCCCUUCCUUUUGUUUGCUAUUCUAUUAUUCACUGGGUGUGGCACUUUAGCUUUAAGAAAAAAAAAAUCUGUUGAAACAUUAGCCUGCUCAUGUUGUGCAUUUUAGCAGAGUUUUUUUUGUCACUUGUUCCGGGUUGGUUAAUGACACUGCCAGAUCUGGAAUUACAUCUGUGGCAGCAACCUGCUAUAACUCUAUGUGCAGUUUUUCAAACUGAAACACUACACAUACAGACUCCAAGCAUCAUAACCACUUCAAAACACUGACAUAAUCAUGGUGCUUGGAGUAACCCUUUAAGGUAGUUAAAUGCUGCCAAGCUGAUCUCAUCACAGGUAUUGUUUAACCUGUCACCAUGUUUACCUGGGCAUUUUUCAGAUCUAUAAGUUUGCAUGGAAAUCCUAUGUUUUUUCAGAUCCUGCAUAUCUCUUUAUCAUUGGAUGAACAAUUGAGACUAAGAUUGAAAUUCUAGCCAUUGUAAUUUAAUUUCUUUUUCCUGAGGGAAUUAUUGUCUCAUGGAAUAAUAUACAAUUUAGUCAUUCUCUUUGACCUUUCAUUAAAUAAAGGAUGCCACAGUAAAAUUAUAUCUGCAAAACAAGUGUAUCUUUAUUUAAACUGCUUGUUUUCAGAUCGUGGUCCACUGCACAAUUUAACAAAGCUGCAAUACAUGUGCCAGGUUAAGAAUCAGGUUAUCCAUAGCUCUAUUGACUGUAAAAUGAAUUGACAAGUCCAGUUAUAAAUUUUUUUCAAUAUACCUAUUACAGAUUGCAACAUACAUUUCUUCUUAAAAAUUCCCGGAUACCGUACAUACUUGUCUAGUAAUCUGGUUGAAAAAAGACUAGAGUUCAACAUUGAAACUAAUUUCUUGUAUUGUUUUGCAAAGAAAGACACACACACCCAACUUCCUGACUUUCAUCCAGAUGUGGUGUUAUUUAUAUCGGCAAGCUGCUAAAAUAAUCAAGAAAUCCAUAAGUAAACUAUCUGGAAAAUGAAUUGGGCAUGUCCCAUGUGUUGGGACAUAAAUUGUCAAAUACAUUCAAAUGGUUUAUUGCCAGAAAUGUAAUGUCUAAGAUUCAGCACACAAUGUGCUUUCUUUUGCCAAUAACUUGCCUCAUUAAAUUUGUGAGCUGUUAAUUUGCUUAAAGGACCACUUGUUUUCCUGGCACUAUAGUGCCCUGAGGGUGCCCCCACCCUCAGGGUCCCCCUCCCGCCCAGCUCUGGAAGGGGAAAAGGGGGAAAAAACUUACCUUUUUCCAGCGCUGGGCGGGGAGCUCUCCUCCUCCGAUCCUCCUCUCCUCCCAUGCGGCUGAAUGCGCACGUGCGGCAAGAGCUGCGCGCGCAUUCAGCCGGUCACAAAGGAAAGCAUUAUCAAUGCUUUCCUAUGGACGCUUGCGUGCUCUCACUGUGAUUUUCACAGUGAGAAGCACGCAAGCGCCUCUAGCGGCUGUCAAUGAGACAGCCACUAGAGGAAUUGGGGGAAGGCUUAACCCAUUCAUAAACAUAGCAGGCCUAGCUGGACCUGGCACCCAGACCACUUCAUUAAGCUGAAGUGGUCUGGGUGCCUAGAGUGGUCCUUUAAAAAUCAGGCACAUUAUUAAAGUCUGAUACAUGUGAAUAGAUAGGUCCUCAAUUUCAGUUUUGUUGCACCGUCCUUUUUACUUGUCACAAGUAUACAUAAAGGGUAAUGCUGGACUUGGGGGAAGUAGCAAAAUUGGGAAGUUCAGAUGCACUAGUGCAUUAUUGUUCUAUAGCAGGGGUCAGCAACUUAUGGCAAGUGUGACAUGCAUGGCAUUCAAGGUGGCCAGAGCCGUGUUUGCAAGUGGUGAGGGACAAUCAUCUCUUAAGGGAUUUCAGCACUUAAAAGGAAGUUAUCUUGAAUCACUUUCUCCCAGUACUUGUAAAUGUUAAUCCACACCCUGACCUGUACCUAGCCAGCCUGGUCCACACUGGAUCCCAGGGAAGUCACCCAAACUGCUUGAUAUACACAGAGCUACAGAAAAAGGCUUGUCUUCAUACAAAUCAUACAAACAGCCCACCCCAAUAAACACACAGUUCCCAUAAACACACCACCACUGACAAUCCACUUAAAUGACCACUGUAGGCACCCAGACCACUUCAGCUUAAUGAAGUGGUCUGGGUGCUAGGUCCAUCUAGGGUUAACCCUGCCUGCUGUAAACAUAGAAGUUUCAGAGAAACUGCUAUGUUUACCUAUGGGUUAAUCCAGCCUCUAGUGGCUGUCUCAUUGACAGCCGCUAGAGGCGCUUCCGCGCUUCUCACUGUGAUUUUCACAGUGAGAAGACGCCAGCACAGUGAGAAUGCUUUCCUAUGGACUGGCUGAAUGCGCGCGCGGCUCUUGCCGCGCAUGCGCAUUCAGCCGAUGACGGCGAAAAGGAGGAGGAGAGUUCCCAGCGCCGAGGGAGCCUGGCAAGGGAAAACAGGUAAGAUUUAACCCCUUCCAACCCCUAGAGCCCGGCGGGAGGGGGGACCUAAAGACCCUAUAGUGCCAGGAAAAUUAGUGUUUUCCUGGCAUUAUAUAGUGGUCCUUCAAACCCAACAAGCAGCCCCACACAUACACAAACUACCAAACACACAAUAUGACAUAUCGACACACAAUUCCACCAGCAGCCACCAUACGCAGCCACCAUACACAGCCCACAUUUAUAGGUAUCCUACACAAUACCACAAACUACUCAUUAACAUAUACAGUACAUCAGCCCAUCUAGGCACAAAUACAAAACAACUGCAGCACCCAUAAAUAACACAAGCACAAUACAGUAACAUGCACAUCUCAAUUUAAAAGUAUAGGACCGGCACUCCAAUAUCUUGUUUUGGCACAGUACUACUAAAAGGUUGCCCAACCGUGUUCUAUAAAAAUUGUAUAAUUAACAAAAUGGCCAUCUAUAUCUGCAUAAACAAUUUUGUUUUAGACACACUGAGGAAGUAGUGUACUACUUCUGUCCAUCUGAUUCUUUGAAGCACAGCUGAUGUAGAAAGAAAUUAAAGAGCAUGGAUGAUUAUGGCACUUACAAUAUCCCUUUAACAUUUUAUUGUAGAGUUUUAGUGCAUCUAAACUUUGUGUGUAUGUAAUAUAUUUGUGUAUAUAAUUUUUUUUUUAAUUGUUUUUAGUAAAAAGGCUUGUUUCAGUAAAAACGCUUUAGUGUCACUGUUCUUAUUUAUACUUUGUACCUCCAUGUGUCUGAUAAAAAUAAUAAAAUAAAAUAAUUUUUACUUCCCUUUUUUCAUAAAUGCUUAUCUCUAUUUCUGCAAUGCCAUGGAGGAGAGCUCAUCUGGCAUUGUCAACUGCAGUGCCCCUCUGGGGAUGUAUUAAGGACCUGAUGCGGAUGCAUGGUGGUACCGCACGUGCCUUCAAGCUUCCGCAUAAGAAAGCAUUGAAUCCAUACAAAACAGCAAUGUUUUACGUUCAAUGUUAAAAGGACAGGAAUGCACCCAGGUUACUUUAAACGAAAGUGACCUGGGUGACUUCAGUGGUCCUUUAAAUGCUAAAUUCAGACGGUCGCAAAAUAAUACAGGUUAAAGUCUUAAGGAGAUGGCAAAUAGUUGUACUGUACACUUUGUCAGUAUUUCAAAGUGAAUUUCGAAUUUUAGGCCAUAAUAGCUACAUUGGAAAAAUGCUCUAAGCAGCUAUGUUUUCGGUUUUGAUAUUUUAGCCUAAAACUUUUGAAAGUCUUUUUAUUCACAUUUCCCAACAAUUUAGUUUUGUGAAUAAUCCUAUCUUACACCAUCUAGACUAUGGAAAUAUUUAUUUUUUUGGGUGUGUGUUAUGUAUAGAAUUUCAAAUACUUCCAGUGCUGAAUUAAAAAAAAAUAUAUAUAUAUAUCUAUAUAUCUUGUUUUUUUAAAAGUGUUUGUGUAUAAUUUGUAGGGCCGUUGUAUUAAUAUGCAUAUUAUGCUUUGGAAAAUUAAAAAGCAAAUAUCUUUGUUUUUUAGGUCGUAAGCACACUAAAAUCAUUGUUAUCAAAGUUGGAUGAAGUAAAGAGAGAGCGAGAACAGCUUGAAAAUGACAUCAAAUCUGUCAAUUUUGAUAUGACAACCAAAUUUCUAACUGCUUUGGCUCAAGAUGGAGCUAUUAAUGAGGAGGCCAUAUCUGUGACUGAACUUGAUCGAAUCUAUGGAAAUUACACUCACAAAAUGCAGGAAAACCUAAAGAAGCAGGAAGAGCUUAUUAAUAAUAUACAGGUAGCAAAUUAUACUUUAUAGUUAAUAUUGAAUUUGGUUUAAAUGGGAAUUAUGAAACAUUGUCCAAUAUAAAUCUAGAAGAAAUGGGCAAUUUAUGUUUGUUAAAAAAUUUGCACACCCAAAGUUGGGAGUGAGUUACAUGUACACCGACCUGACAAGCAACCAUAUUGUCUAAGCUCUCUCUCAGAAGUGACCUUACAAGGUUAAAAGUGACUCUAUAAAUGCUCCCGUUGGCUUGUUGUUGCAUUCAGCUUUUUGCCAUGAGUUCUGCACAGAUAAGCAAGUGGCUCAGCCCAUCAAGAGGCUUUAAUUCUAUUCAAUGAAGCCUGAUGUCCCACAACCUCCUGCACUUUGUACCAAAGCCAGUACAUUAUGAUAUAGUCGUUUUUAUGAUCAAACUCCCUGUAGUCUUAAAAAUGUAAGACGUUAUCACUUAGGAUGCCACUAGAGGCUUGCAGACCGCUAUUAAAGGUAUUACAUCAUUUAGACUUUGUUACUGAAAUUCUUCAUGUUGCGCAUCACUGAAUGCUGUCAGUGCUUUCAAGAGAGAAUCAUUGGAUUCAUUGCUUCUUUCUGUAAAAAAAAAAAAAAAUCAGAAGUACGUCAGGCUAAUCUCAAAGGAGGAGUGGCAGACAUUUCAAGGGUUGGCUAAGAAGUGGGUUUAAUUUUUUAACAAAUCUAUUUUAAAUUCAGAAAAUAGUAGGUAACUCGAGGAGAACUCCUCAAGUUCAGUAUAAAUUGCGCAAACAAAUAUACUCCCAAUGGUGGGAUAUAUUUUAAAAAAUAAGAUGUAGUAAAAAUGUCACUUAAUCCUGGAUAUAACUAUAAAACGUACAUAAGGCUUAUAUUUGAGAUGCAGCUCCUUUAAAUAGAAAGAAUCCCUACACGUUCUGUAUACUGUGUAUUCAAUAGAAGGUUUUUAAAAGAAGCGCAAAGUAUUUUAAAUUCAGUGUGUCCCUUUAAAUACUUGGCUGUAAAGAUGAAUACAAUUAAUAUCUAGACCAGAGUUUCUCAAUUGGUGUUCCACGCCGCGAGAACAAAAUUGGAGUUCCGCUGCGAUUUGCAUGUUGGGUGGCCCAAGCAUUUAGGGUCACCCAAUGUUUAUCACUAAACAGGGGUCCGGUCAGGUGCUGCGGCUGUCUAAGACUGUGACCGGACCACUGUUGUAUGGGAUGCUGGGAGGAAGUGACAGCACUUCCUCCCAGACAGAGUGCGCUGGCUGGAGGGAGAGAGGGAGCAGCAGAGACUGAGCAGCACACCAACCUCAACCAACAGCACUGUAGAUCCUCCUGCAGAAAUAAAUGUAAACGUGUGUGUAUGUGUCUGUGUACCUGUGUCAGUGUGUAUCUGCCAAUGUAUAAGAAUCUGUGUCUGUAUGUAUGUGCUGGUGUGUUUGUGUGUCAGUGUAUGUGCCAAUUUGUGCAUCAUUGUGCCACACACACACACAUACAUACAUACGUAUUCACACCGGCACAUACACAACUUGACACCCAUAUACACACACUGACACAAGGACACACAGAUACAUACACACAUCUUGACACACAGUGUGCGUCUGUGUGUCAGCGUGUAUCUGUGUCAAGUUGUGUAUGUGCCACUUUGUGUAUCUGUGUGUCAAGAUGUGUGUAUACGUGUCAGUGUGUCUGUGUUUGUGUGUAUAUGACUGUGUGUGUCGGCAUGUUUCUGUUUGUUAAAGGGACACUAUAGUCACCUGAACAACUUUAGCUUAAUGAAGCAGUUUUGGUGUAUAGAACAUGCCCCUGCAGCCUCACUGCUCAAUCCUCUGCCAUUUAGGAGUUAAAUCCCUUUGUUUAUGAACUCUAGUCACACAUGUGACUUGCACAGCCUUCCAUAAACACUUCCUGCAAAGAGAGCCCUAUUUAGGCUUUCUUUAUUGCAAGUUCUGUUUAAGAUUUUCUUAGACCCUGCAAGAGCAUCCUGUAUGUGAUUAAAGUUCAAUUUAGAGAUUGAGAUACAAUUAUGUAAGGUAAGUUACAUCUGUUUGAAAGUGAAACCAGUUUUUUUUUUUUCAUGCAGGCUCUGUCAAUCAUAGCCAGGGGAGGUGUGGCUAGGGCUGCAUAAGCAGAAACAAAGUGAUUUAACUCCUAAAUGACAGUGAAUUGAGCAGUGAAAUUGCAGGAGAAUGAUCUAUACACUAAAACUGCUUUAUUUAGCUAAAGUAAUUUAGGUGACUAUAGUGUUCCUUUAAUAUGUAAGUAUGUAUGUGGCAGUACAUGUGUAGACAUCCCAGCAAUCAAACACCAACACAACACAAACUCCUGAAAACACAAACAUGACAUAAAAAGAUACCGCUGAACUCUAACUCCAUAAUUAUAUAGAAACACUAAAACACAAAUACUACACACAAAUGUACAUCUACAUUUAAAAUCCAACGCUACAUCUAAAUACACCUCUACACGCAAAUGCUAACAUUCCAUAAAAAUACAUCCCUGUAUUAAAAUGAUACAAUUACAUACAAACUCCAACUCUACACACAAACACAUAGCUCCUAAGUACUCCAAUCUGUUUACUAUCUGUAGAAAUUAGUGUGUGUAUAUAGUUGAAAUUAUUUUCUUUGCAACAUUUGCGAAUUGAAAGGUUUAUGCAAUGGCGCGUAAUUUUUUUUUUUUAAUGGUAGGGAGGGAGAGUUCCACGAUGUUGAUACUGUCAGUGGGUUUCAAUGGAAAAUUUAAUUGGGAAACUAUGAUCUGAACUAAUGUCAGCUGCAUUGACCUGACUCAGGGUCACUCUCCCUGCCAGGCAAGGGAGGAUUUAUAUUGUUUGCACUGUAUUAAAAUUUGAAGGGCAGAGGAGAAACUGUUGCCUGAAGGGGCAGAUUUAUGGUUACGAUUUUAGACAUCAUGGCAGCUAUGACCGACUUUAAUCCCUUAAGGACGGCGGGCCUACUAUGCCGUCCUUGGGGACCCGGCUCUAAACGAUGGGGAGACGUGCCUGGCAUCCCAGGGAGUACCCCUGCUGCUGAUUCGGCCCUUCCGAGCCAUGUGAUCGCGAGGUCCUUGUGAGGACCUCACGAUCACAUGGACGGAAUACAGUGUUUGUGACUAAGUGGCUACUAAAAAAGACUGGACAUACCCCAUUUGCAAAACCUUGGGUUGUCUACUAUUGCAAAUGGUAUGCCAUCAUGGGGGGAAAUUCUCAUUCCUGGGCUACCAUAGGCUCUCAAACGCAACUUAACCAAUCUGGUGAAUUUCAAUGUGAAAAAAAUGUAACAUGCUAUAUUUGACCCUGUAACUUCCCAAAAUACCAUAAAACCUGUGCAUAGGGGGUACUGUUUGACAUGUGAGACAUCGCUGAAUACAAAUGUGUAUUUUAUUGCAGUAAAAGCAAACCGUAUUGUGACAUUCACAGUUAAAAUGUCAUGCAGAACUUAAAAAAAUAAAAUUUCUUAAUUUCUCUCUCUUUUUUUUUUUUUUAUAUUUUAUUCAUAUUAAAUUGUUUCAUAUCUAAAUAUUUGAUGUUAAAUGAAAGCCCUAUCUCUCCUGUAUAAAAUUACAUAAGUGUGGGUGCACUUAACCCCUUAUGGACGCUGGAUGGAAAUUUUCCAUCAGUGCAGCAUUCCCCUUAAAGGACCACUAUAGUGCCCUGAGGGUGCCCCCACCCUCAGGGACCCCCUCCCGCCCGGCUCUGGAAAGGGGAAAGGGGUUAAAACUUACCUCCUUCUCUCCUCCCCGUCGGCUGAAUGCGCACGCGCGGCAAGAGCUGCGUGCGCAUUCAGCCGGUCACAUAGGAAAGCAUUCAUAAUGCUUUCCUAUGGACGCUGGCGUGCUCUCACUGUGAAAAUCACUGUGAGAAGCACGCAAGCGCCUCUAGUGGCUGUCAAUGAGACAGCCACUAGAGGAAAUAGGGGAAGGCUUAACCCAUUCACAAACAUAGCAGUUUCUCUGAAACUGCUAUGUUUAUGGAAAAAAUGGGUUAACCCUAGAAGGACCUGGCACCCAGACCACUUCAUUAAGCUGAAGUGGUCUGGGUGCCUAGAGUGGUCCGUUAAGGACGCGGAACGGAAAAUCUCCGUCCAAAACUAAAAUUAACCCCAGAUUGCUGCAAUCAUGUUUUUUUUUUUUGGUUUUGGUUUUUUUUAAUCCUCGAGUUAAAUUUAUUUAGUUGGUUACUUAAAUAGUUGUAAAAUGUUUAUUAAGCUAGGGUGGGUAGAAGUUAGUGAUGAAAUUGGGGGAUUUACGGUUAGGCUAGUUAGGGGUUAACAGGAAAAAAAAUCAAAAGUGAAUAAAAACUUUUGAAAAUUUUAAACAAAGUUUUAAAAUAGUAAAAUUGUUAAAAGCUAAAAAAAAAACACUUUUUAAAAGUAAAAAAAAACUAAACUUUUUUAAACUUGGUACAGGCUAUCGAAAAAAUGAUACGACACGAAGGUUUGAAAUAUGCCUUUCGAAACACCCUGGGGUGUCUUCUUUAGGAAAUGGUAUGCCUUUGUGAAGUAACUGGAAAACACAACCUAUUAAAAAAAAAAAAAAAAAAUCCAAAGUCUGGCAUGGACCCAGCGUAAAAAUUCAUAGCACAUAUAAGGUUUGCAAACUAUAAAGUACAAACUCACUAUGUGUGUCAAAAAGGCAGAAAAAAAUGCUUAUUACCACUACACUUGGUACCAGCUAGCGGAAAAAUGAUUUUACACUAAGGUUCAAAAUAUGCCUUUUAAAUUACCAUGGGAUGUCUUCUUUAAGAAAUAGUAUGCCUUUUUGGGGUAGUUGUUAAAAGCAGCCUGCUAACAUAUUUCAAAAUAGAAUACAGACCCAUUAAAAUCCUCCGUGUAAAUUCCCACUUAAAAACCUGAACUUGUCACGUCUCUUUUACAGCACUGUAACUUCACAAAAUAGUGUAUAGGUCAUACAUUGGGCUUAUUGUUUUACUUAGAAGAGGUAACUGAGCAUACUUAGGGGGAAUUUGACAGUGGCACUUAUGUACGAAACACCCAGCGAAAAUGCAACAUAUAUGUAAAAAAUAAAAAAUAAAUUGGUGAAUAAAUAGUGGCAAGUUAAGGUAUAAUAUAUGCCUAAUAAGAUAACCUGGAGUGUCUGCUUUCUCAAAUGGAAGGUCUUUGUGGGGUUAUUUGAACAGUCAAAUGGCUAUAAUGCCACAAAAUCAGACAUACGACCAUGUGUGAAACUUCCAACUAUAGAAACUGAAAUAGCAUGGUCUCCUAUAUGGCAUUGUAGCUUCACAGAAUAGGGGCAAAGGUAUACAAUGGGUUUUUUGUUGUACUCAGCAGAUGUAGCUGAACACAAUGUGAGCUUUACGAAAUACACAUUACAAAAACCUUGUUAAAUGUAUAUAUGCCAAAAUAGAGAGAAAACACAAUUUUACUCCAAUAUUUAGCAGAGAUUGACGGUGAAAUGGCUACGUAAAAAGUGUCUAAAUAGCCUGUGAUGUCUACUUUAUAUAAAUAUAUACUUUUGUGUGGCAAUUGUGUUUGUUUUCCAAGACAAACAUACCAACUUCUAAAAUUUUGACAUUGAAAUUUUAUUUAAGACCUUGUAGUUUGUGACCUGUAACUUGAAAAAUAAACUGAAAUCCUACACACAUUAUGUACUUUGUAAAUCAAGACACGUAAAUGAAUUGAUUUUGAAUUACUUUUCCUAAGCUGGACAUAUUAUGCAUAUAUUAUUGCCAAAACGUGGGAGGAAAGCAUUUUUUUGUUUCCCUCCCCUUCCCCAUUAAUUUGCAUUUUUUUUUUUUAAAUAAAUGAGAAUUUAUAUAUGUAUAUGUCACAUCCAAUUGAAGCCCUUUUUUUUUAGUUGUCUAAAAAAAAAUCAGUAUAUAAUGUGUUGGUACAAUAAAUGAGAGAGAUGCAAAUUGCAGUUGAACACAAACAGCAAAUAUUGCUUGUGUCCUUAAGGGUAUGUCCAGCUUCUAAAGCUGUGUCCUUAAGGGGUUAAUAUGAAAGAGAUGAAUUACGGUUGAACAGACAUAUAGUCAAAUUCCAUGUUUUUUUUACGUUUUAUUUUGAUCAAAACGUGUACAUUUGACUCAGUCCUUAACCCCUUCCCGAUCGCAGACGGAAAUUUUCAGUCAACCUUGUCCUUCAGUUAAAGACCGUUGACGGAAAAUGUCCGUCAUUUAUGAAAGUUAACCCCAGAUCGCGGGGUUAAUGGUGCUCCGGUCUGCCUCUGUUUUUUAAAGCCCUUUCUGUCCUUUAAAAAACAGUAUAUAAUAUGUGUCAGUGCAAUAAACGAGAGAGAUGCAAAUUGCAGUUGAACGCAUACAGCAAGAAAAUGCAGAAAUUGCUUGUGUCAUUAAGCGUAAGACAAGCUUCUGAAGCUGUAUUUUUAAGGGGUGAAACAAGAAGACAGGGACAGGUGUAUAAUAAAUUGUUGUAGUAAAUGAGUGUCCUUUUAAUUGUCCAGGUUUUUUUUCUGCCUGCAAAAUAUGUUUGUAUUUUCUAUUUAAAUAUUAUCCUGUAUUUUGUUGUUACAGAUUUCUUACCAAGAGUUUUCAAAAAUGAAACAAUCAAAUAGUGAAGCUAAUCUCAGAGAAGAAGUCUUGAAAAAACUUGCUGUAGGACAUGACAACUACAUUGAACUUGUAGCAAAUUUGAAAGAAGGCACAAAGGUUAUUUAACUUUUUUUUUUAGUUGAAGGAGAUUUUUAUUUUUUUUAAAUCUGCAAACUUUGUUUAUAACUUUGUGUCCUAGAUUUUACACUUUAUAUGCUGGGAUGUUUUGUUACUAUUUGCUUUUUUUGUGGGUUUUUGUAUUUUUUUAAACAUGGUUUUAUUUUGAGCACCUUAAGAUAAGACCUACCAAAAGCUAGGUGAAGAGCAGAUGACCGUAGCUCCACUGAUAUUAUAGUCAAAUUACUUUGGAAUGUUUUUUAUGAUACAUGCAUUUUUGACUCUCUGCAUGUGUUAUGGCUGGCAUUUAUUCGCUGAUAUCUUAGGGAGAGUCCCUAAUUUUUAUAUAAAAUCCAUCACAAAAAAAUCUAUUUAAGCAUUGCAAUUUUAAUGCUUCGAUUUGCCCUUUCAUACCUUUUAUUUAGUGAAACUUUUUUCAGCAUUAGCCAACACGCUCACCCUAUCAUUGGUUUCACAUUGGUAAACAUGCAUGAGAAAGGUUCAUAUCAACUGAAGCACAGAGAGUGAAAUCCAAUUGGUAAAUUAUUAAAUGCAUAAUUAAAGAUAUAGUGGAAGACCUUCGAGAAGGGGUCUGGCUAUUUUUAACAAUUAGAGUUAUUAUUGUACCUUUACGUCAAGCAGCAUUCUUGCAGCAUGCAAAUAAUCUCUUCCCCAAAGAAUAGGCAUACAAGCCUUUUACUACAUACAUGGAGGACUACAUAUCUUAUUUUACAUUUCUUAGAUAUCUGCUAACAUGGAGAUAUUCUUACAACUUAUAAUUUUGUUUUUCCCAUCUAGACUUCUAGAAACACAAUAGUCACCCAGACCACUUUUUGUCAAUGAAGUGGUCUGGGUGCAGUGGUUCUGUCACUUUCACCCUGCAAUUUAAAACAAUUGCAGUUUUUUUAUAAACUGCCAUUUUUGCGUUGCUCGGUUGAAUCCUCUUAUAGUGGCCAUCUUUCCGACUACCACAAGAGGCAUUUCCACUGCAUUGACUUGGUUAAACUUUCUUAAUAAUGAAAUUACCACACAGUGCUUUAUUUCCACCCAGGGAGCCACUAUCAGUAUUACAUUAGACUUGUGGUGGCACAACCAAACUAUAUAAAACAUAUAACCGCACAGGCUAACAAAAAAACAAUAAAAUAUUACUGCUCAAAAGGUAGGGAAGGGGAUUGGGACACAAAACUUAGCACCCUGACUUAUGCAAUGCAGGUAUAUGCAGACUUGUACAAACAUGCAAAUUCUCUAGGUUAAACUUUAGUUGUUGCACAUAUUCUAUGCAGAACAAUGGAAAUAGAGAAAUACUUUGUAAAUACUGUGAUACUGCCAGAUAGACCAUGCAUUACAGGCUAAUCCAGAUGUGGAAUAAGUUGCUCACCAUGCCUUGACGGGUUUCAUCAACACAUGAGACCCACCAAGUAUAUAACAAUUUUUAUGCGAUUGCUGCAUCUUUUGCUUUAGAAUGCCAUUUUUGCCAAUAGGGAUUGCUGGUUUACAUAGCAUAUAAUAAUCUGUUUUUCAUCAGUUAUAUGACCUAUUAAAAAAAUCUUAAUAUGGAAUUUGUUUAUCCAUUUGCUUAAAAAAGGGGAGACUUGACCAAGACUCACAAGGGCAUUGUUGAAAGUCAAGAAUUAAAUAAAAAAUACUUUAGUCGUUCAGAAAUUCAUUGACAUUACAGGAUAUGCCACUCUGCUGGUUAUAUAGGACUUGUGUUAAACCAUUUUCUUAAAGGACCACUAUAGUCACCCAGACCACUUCAGCUCAAUUAAGUGGUCUGGGUGCCAGGUCCCCCAGGUAUUUGCCCUACAGCUGUAAACAUAGCAGUUUCAGGGAAACUGCUAUGUUUACAUUGCAGGGUUAAUCCAGCCUCCAGUGGCUGUCUUCCUGACAGCCGCUAGAGGCGCUUGCGCGACGCUCAAUGCGAGCACACAGAACGUCCAUAGGAAAACUUUGAGUAAUGCUUUCCUAUUGGCGGUUUGUAUGUGCGCGCGCGGGGCUAUGGCCGUGCAUGCACAUUUGGCUCCUCUCGGGAGCUGACGUCAGAGGCGGAAGAGAGGUCAGCAGCACAGAGGGAGCCCGGCGCUGGAUUAAGGUAAGUGGCUGAAGGGGAAUGCACACAUUCUCACAUACAUCUCAUUGGCACAAUCAAUCUUUAUUUUUUAAGAGGUACAACCAGCCUCCCUCUCUUGAAAUUAGUAUUUUGUGACUUUGAACAGGGGGACAUGCAGUUAACUCUUAAAGCACUUCAGCAUGCUUAAGUGCAUAAUGAGUCUCUUAAAGUUUUCACUGUUGUGGUUUCUGCAUGGAUGACUUUAAAAUCCCAGUGAUCUGCUAAAAGCUACUGUGAAUAUGUUAGUGCAAAAUAAAUGCAAAGAUACUUUGUGAAAUGUAAAUUAAUGUAUUAGCAAAUGUUCUUAUUUUUCUUGUAGUUUUACAAUGAUUUGACAGAAAUUUUGCUGAAGUUCCAAGGCAAAUGCAGUGAUAUUGUUUUUGCACGCAAGACAGAGAGAGAUGAAUUGUUAAAGUAAGUAAUACAGGACUUAAAAUUUGUUGUCCUAUGCUUCAAGCCAGGCCUUAUAUUUACUUGCCACAGCAAGCCAAUGGAUGAUAAAUAUAAUUUUUAUAUUUUUUUGUAUAGGUAAACAAUUUCUUAUGCAUACUAAUGUAAUUUGGCAUUAAUAGUUUCUGUAUUCCCAGUUGCUGACUCAGAGGAGUAAAACAGACGUAGUAGUAAUAACCCAUGUGUUCUUGGUUGUACUACCAGCAGCUUAGUCCCUUUUCUCAGGUGUUCAGAGGAAAGAUCAGGAAUACAGCUAGUAAAAGAGAACCUGUGAUUGGACCGUUUCACUGGCUCAUGAGCAAAGGAGGGAGGAAACCCCAAAAAAGUGACCAUUAGCUGGGAAGGCGGGAGGGCUUGAGUAAUUGAGGGAGAGGGACAUCCUCUGCUUGCAGGGGAGAAGCUCAAUAUGUUUGGUGCAGUGCGUGCAACCCAGGAUGUAUUUUAUGCACAUAAUUUACAUUAGUCCAGAACAGUGUUACAUGAUGCUUAAGUCACGUGUACCAGGGAUGUAACUAACCCCCAGCACACAGGUGCAGAGUUCUCUAUAUAUCAAGCAGAACGCAGCACAUACAGAUUCCUACCACCGUUAGCCCAUCAAAUAAUUGCUUGAAGUAACCCUUUAAGAAAUAUUUGCUUUGGAAAAUAAUUCCUAAAUAUUUUGUUUCAUUUUAAGGUUGUUGGUUUUUUGUUUCAUUUUAAGGUUGUCCUUUUUAAAAAACAAAACAAAAAAAAACAACUUUUAAGCCAAUUGGCACAGUUAAGUCCUGGUACUUUAGCUACGCGGCACUAAUCUCAAAGAGGCUUUCAAUUGCUAGUGCACCUGCCUUACAAAGACUUCUAAAUCUAUGAUUGUACAGCCCCAGAAAGUCUAUUCUGAUGAAAAAGAGCUUGCAGUAGCUGCAGAUCUAGAUCUACAGGUAAUACACUGCAAUAUUUCAUGUAAAGAACAAAUAACACAUUUUUUUUUCUUUGAGGGUAUAUCUUCUAGCAUUCAAGUUCUAUUCUUGUUUUUAAAUGGCGUUGGAGAAGUCCAGUUUGAUGGAAUCUUACUAAAUAAUAAAGGGAUGUGUUUAAAUUAAAGGCAACCAGACCGCCACUAGAGACGCUUCCAGGAACUUACCAGACUUUAGGUCGCCUAACUGACACUGGAUGUCCUCACGCUAUGCAUGAGGACAUCCAGCGUAAGUGAAAACCCCAUAGAAAAGCAUUGAUUGUUUUGCUGCCUGUAUAGUAUUACUUACCUGUAAGUAAUGUACUGUGCUGAAUGUCGUUAAAAAUACAAUCCUGACUUAAAAUCAGUUUGUGAAUUGUUUCAAAUUGUUUUUUUCAGCUUCUUUUCGAUCAACAGCAGAAACUGCAAGGACUUUUUUCAGUCUUAGUCUAAUUCUAUAUAAGCUACUUUAUGGCAGAAAAACAUGAAAACUACAUAUUUAGUCAUAGCUUUCAAUGUUUCUGGUUAAAUGUGAUUUAAACCACACAAGUACUGUACAGAUUUGUUUAAGAUAAAGUUUCAGUUCUGAAUUUUUGACUUGUAUUCUGCAGAGAUUUACAACAAAGUAUUGCAAGAGAACCAAGUGCACCAUCAUUUCCUGUUGCACCAAGCUAUCAGACAACACCAUCAACCACUGCUAGCGCGUCUUCAAGUAUUCCAACACCUGCACCCCGUACUGUCUUUGUAAGUAUCAUUUUCAAUGUCAGUUUUUUAACAACUCCGUGUGUGUCUAUUUACUGUAACAUCAGAAUUCAUUUUGAGUACUAUAUUCCAUUUCUCUCGGAAACUCCUUAUUGUGUUUGUGUUUCUAGAAAACAGUACCUAGUCCCCUGGAUCAUGUAAUUAUUGGGAUUGCAUUGAGAUAGGGUUCAAAUGAAAAACUGAACUUGAAUUCAAUGGAGUAAAGUUAUUUAUCUGUUGUUAUUUAUUUAUUUUUUUUAAAGAUGUUUCUUUAUGAAUUCUCAAAUGGUUGUCAUUUAAAAUUUUCUGUAUACCUAUAAAUAUAACCUAUUUUCUUAUUCCUCUUGGGCAUCUGCCCAACUUAUGUAAUCAUUGUCCCUGUUUGAAAUUAAAACUAUCAAGUUUUCUGCUCCAGUCCUGUGAGAAUAGCAUGCAGUGUUUAUUCUAUUCUAUAUAACAUUACAAAUCUACAAAGAUUAAUGGAUUGCUGCUCAAAUACUAAUUGUAGGGUAAAAAUAAAUGAUUUUAUAAUGUGUGUGUGUGUGUGUGUAUAUCUUCAGCAUUACAGUGGCAAGGCAUACCUUUAAAUGUGUAUUUCAGGUUUGUUUUUCUUUUAAUUUAAUACUUUUAAUUUAUACUAACUGUAGUUUGUACCUUUGGUUUAUUGGCUUCUUUUUUUUUCUUUUUUUCACGGUUUACUUUGUGCUUCUACUUUCCUUGUACUUUCCAUGUAUAAAAAUGUAUAUAAUACCGUUUUUGUUAUCCCAAAUUUCAGGCCUUUUAAUUUUCGUCAUAUAAAUGAUUUUCUCUGAUCUAGCAGAACUUUUAGCUGUAGUCACAAUCAUGCUGAAGAUAUAUAUUUUUUUCAGGUAGCAUUCAGUUUGUUUGCACUGGUAUCGGAUAUUAACUGAUAUUUUUGUCAAUAAUUACAGUGCAAUACUAGAUAAGAUGUAAUACAGCAGCCUGUUCUUACAGGGAGAAAUCAUAAUUUAUUUAUUUUUUACCUUAUUUUGGAUCAGCAGUAAGAAAGGAUGUGUGAAAGAAUGAACUCCAUGUUCUUAGCCUUCAACUUUAAAUUAGCUUUCAUUUCUUUACAUAGAAAGCUAUUCUAGUAUUUACUGUCGAAAUAUCCACAAGAUCAUAAUAUUGUUAAUGGCUGAUAAGUGGACCAACACAAAAGUCUAUCAUCAUAGUCUGUUUCUGUAGGUAACUAUUUAUAUACAUAUAACUAUAUCUAUGAAUGCUACAACAACCUAAAAUUGUAUAAAACUAGGACAAGAAGAGGACAUGUUUAGCAUAUCAUAUACAUGCUUUAUAUGAAGCAACAUUUGUAUAGUGAGAACAUGUCAUAACUACAUAUACACAGACUGUGUCUGUGAGUUUAUAAAUUCAUUUGGCAGCAGUUCUAAAUUUUAGAGUAGACCAUAGCCCACAGGUGUCAGGAUUAUAGUUGAUCCAGCACGCAGAAUAGUAUCACAAAACCUAGAACUGCAUCUCUAUAGGGAAUGUUCAGCGCCUUCAUGCAUAGCGUGGAGACUCUAAAUGUAGAUGCUACACAUUGUGCGGCACUGAGAUAGGAGACACUUUAGUGGCCGUUUUUUCUCUCUGAAAAGACAGAGUUUACUUUGAAAAGCCUGCAGGGACAAUCUAUAGACACAGAUAAUUAAAGGUACAGGAAUUAAAUAAAUGUAUUCCUGACCCUAUAGUGUUAAAAACCCUAGCCCACUUACCCCCCUAAAUAUAGUAAAAUAUUAUCUUUAUUCCAGUCUGAUGGUGCUGGCUCUGCCCCUGGUCGGUCUCCUUGGAUGACAUCAUCAGAAGUGAUGAUCUGAGCCAAUCACAAUGCUCUCCCAUUAAACUGACUGAGUUUGCCAAGGAAAUGGGGCAGGAGGCUGAGCCAAACUCCACCCUGACCAAUCAGCUUCUCCUCAUAGAGAUGCAUUGAAUCAAUUAGAAAGUUCAGUGUCUCCAUGUAGAAGGUGGAGACACUGAAUGUCAGUGGGGACUGAUUAAACUCAACAGAAUAAAUAUAAGAAGCUGUAGUUGUUCUGGUGACUGUAGUGUAAACCUUAUCUGCUUAAUCUGCUUUUAUAUUGCUCUUUGGAAGCAUAUUGCUGUAUUCUGGUACAUAUGUAGUUGAGGAUUUUUUUCAACUCCAUUUACAUACAUCAGGAUUGUGUGUGUAUGUUAACAAUAUUAAUAUUAUACAUUUUGCAGAGUUGAGUAGCAAAAUGGCCAAAUUAAACACCUCUAAAAGAUCUACUUCAUAAAGAAAAUAAUCUUGUUUUUUUUAUGUUCAUCCCCAUUACAAUGGGGAAGUCCUACUACUUCAUUACCCAGCCCAAGUAUUUGUUUGUAAAGGGAACAUGCAUAGAUAGCUUUAUUUGCACAUGUAUUUUUGUAGAAUAUAGAGAUGCACAUCUAUUAAUGUGUAUUUUAGAAGAUAGUGGAUGUAGUGGCAAAUGUAUUUUUACCAUAAUGGGUCACUUAUUUUGCAAUGCAGAAGUGAGAGGUGUGAUAGCAAAUUAUUGAUUUUGUUUACACUGUAUGAUCAAUAAAUUUUUAACUUGACGCAUUGAUUAUUUUUAAUUGUGUGAUUGUUUAGCAGACUUACAAAAUUGUGUAAUGAUUCCUUGAUAUUUGUUUUUUCCUCCUUUAGUCUGGUAAACAACCACCUCCACGCCCUCCUCCACCAUCAGUACCUGCCUCUGCUCCAGCUCCUACUCCAGUUAGUGCGGCUCAAAUGAAUAAUCCAGAAAUCCCAACCGCUGCAUCAGCUCCAAUUCCUUCACAAGCUCCCUCCAACACACUACCUACACAGGCACAAGGGCCCCCUUUCCCAUCCUACCCUGGAUUUACAGGGUAAGCUAUUGUUUUGAUUUAGGUCAACAUAAUUGAUUUCAAUUUAUGGCAUGUAAAGCAGUAAGUAAUAUUGUCGGGAUGACGCAGCAUAAAUGAAUAUAUAAUGAUCAGUAGUCUAAGUAUAAAAAUGUCUAUUUGUGUAAUUUAUAUAUUUUUCUUUUUUUUUUAUUUAACAGAUAUUAUGGAAUGCAUAUGCCAGUUGGUUACAACCCAUAUAUGUAUAGCCAACAAGCCAUUUCUCCAUAUAUGUACCAACCACAAUCUGGACAAGCGCCGUAUCCAACUCAGCAGCCUGGCUACCCAUACCCACAGCAGCCUUACUUUCCACCACAAUAAAAAGUACGAUGGCUUUAAAAAUUCCUUGCUACGGAGUUUAAAAAGAAGUCUGCAAUAAGCAAACUAAACUUUUAGCACAGUUAUUGCAUUGUAUCAUACUCAAUUCUCCAUAUCUGUCUUGAGUUUUAAGAGCUACGUUUAUUAGUCUGAUUGCACCAAACUGCUGCCUACUUUCAAACACCUGGCAUCAAGUGGUCAGAAAGAAUGGUUGACCACUUACAUUUGAUGAAAAUCAACUUCUGCAAAUUGUUUUUUUUUUUUUUUAACAUAGAGUGCUGAGGUGAUUUCAAAUGUGUAGUGUCCAAAACUCCUGUAUUAUUGUUUUUGAAAUAUAAAGAUAUUUGUGGGGGUGGGGGGGAGAAACUGGGUUGUAAGUUCUUUUCUAUUUUUCUUUUUCCUUUGUUAAUUCCUUUACAUUUCUGUACUGGUAUGCUAUUUUGUCUAUUAAUCAAAGCAUUGUAAAUCAUAAUUUAAAAGAAUAAAGAGAUUACAAGUUUUCAUCUAGUUUGCUGUAUGUUUUCUUGUUAAUUAAAUGUAUACUUUUGCUUAAACCAUUUCUUGCAGUAGCUAAAUAUGUUUUUUCCCCUAAAUUAUUUGUUUUUCAAUAUAUCGAGAUCGAGGUUACUGUGGGUUUUUUAUUCACUAAACCUGAACUAUGGAUAAGGGGACAAGUGUAUUCCAAACUUUAUGUGAAAGUUUGAGUGGUAUUGGUGUAUACAUCAUGCCCCAUGCUGUUCCAUUAUUAUUUUUGCUACAAAUUUGGAGUUAAAUCACUUUGUUUUUGUAGUGCUAUCCACACCUGCCCUGGCUGAGAGUCACAGAGCCUUUGUACACACUUCCUGAAAAAUAGCUUUUCUUAUUGCACAGUCUGUUUCAUUUAACUCCUGCUCUGUUAACCCCUUAACUACCCAGCACAUUUUGAUGGAAAAUUUUAGCAUAAUAUUUAUUUGAAGCAAGGUAUGCUUUAUUAGGAGAUAUUUAUAUGCUAGCUAUGUAACUUUGUGUAUGGAUUGCUUUGCAGACAAAUUUAAACAUUAAAAAUAUAUGUAAAUUUACACAAUUUUUCUUUCUUAUUUGUUCAUCCUUUUUAACCCCUUAAGGACGGAGCCAAAUGUACACGUUGUGAACGAAACAAAAUGUAAACAAAACCUGGCAUUUGCGCUACACGUCUGUCCAACCAUAAUUCACAUCUUUCAUAUUAAAUGCACCCACCCUUAUUAUAUAUCAUUUUAUUCAGGGGAAACAGGGCUUUCAUUUAAUAUCAAAUAUUUAGCUGUGAAACAUA
This is a messenger RNA of Pelobates cultripes (western spadefoot toad), 79049 nucleotides long. NCBI's taxonomy places the organism in Eukaryota, Metazoa, Chordata, Amphibia, Anura, Pelobatidae. The record is from the annotation of a GenBank genome assembly.